CCCUCUCUCCCUCCUUUCCCCUGUGUCCCUGGUUAGCCUGGUCCCCUCUCUCCCUCCUUUCCCCUGUGUCUCUGGCUAGCCUGGUCCCCUCUCUCCCUCGUGUGCCUGGCUAGCCUGGUCCUCUCUCUCCCUCCUUUCCCCUGUGUCCCUGGCCAGCCUGGUCCCCUCUCCCUCCUUUCCCCUGUGUCUCUGGCUAGCCUGAUCCCUCUCUCCCUCCUUUCCCCUGUGUCCCUGGCCAGACUGGUCCCCUCUCUCCCUCCUUUCCCCUGUGUCCCUGGUUAGCCUGGUCCCCUCUCUCCCUCCUUUCCCCUGUGUCCCUGGCCAGCCUGGUCCCUCUCUCCCUCCUUUCCCCUGUGUCUCUGGCUAGCCUGAUCCCUCUCUCCCUCCUUUCCAUACAGACCCCCUAUGGUGGGCGCCGGGUGCAUUGUGGGAGUCCGUGCCAUGGAGACGGGGAAGCCUGUGUGGUUCGCCGUGUCCCCGGUGCGGGGCCGGGAGCUGGGGCUCGGGAUCUCCCUCGUGUUUUUCUUGCUGUGCAUCCCGGGCCCCGGACACAGCUUCUCCAUCCCCUUCCAGCGGCCCGGGGACUGCGGCCUCCGGCAAUACUAUGACCGAGCCAGCCUGUCCUGCCAGCAAUGCCCGGACACCAUGCGGCCCGGCCCGGAGGGUAAAUAACAAACACCGCCGUGUACCUACCGCCAUAUACCGGCUAACCACCCACCGCCGUGUACCUACCGGCUAACCACCCACCAUCCUGUACCAGUCACCGGGGAGGGUAUAAUAUCCACCCACCAUCCUGUACCAGUCACCGGGGGGGAUAUGAUAUCCACCGCCAUCCUGUACCAGUCACCGGGGAGAGUAUAAUAUCCACCCUACCAUCCUGUACCAGUCACCGGGGAGGGUAUAAUAUCCACCCUACCAUCCUGUACCAGUCACCGGGGAGGGUAUAAUAUCCACCCACCAUCCUGUACCAGUCACCGGGGAGGGUAUAAUAUCCACCCACCAUCCUGUACCAGUCACCGGGGAGAGUAUAAUAUCCACCCACCAUCCUGUACCAGUCACCGGGGAGAGUAUAAUAUCCACCUACCAUCCUGUACCAGUCACCGGGGAGAGUAUAAUAUCCACCCACCAUCCUGUACCAGUCACCGGGGAGAGUAUAAUAUCCACCUACCGUCCUGUACCAGUCACCGGGGAGAGUAUAAUAUCCACCUACCGUCCUGUACCAGUCACCAGGGAGAGUAUAAUAUCCACUCACCAUCCUGUACCAGUCACCGGGGAGAGUAUAAUAUCCACCCACCAUCCUGUACCAGUCACCGGGGAGAGUAUAAUAUCCACCCGCCAUCCUGUACCAGUCACCGGGGAGAGUAUAAUAUCCACCUACCGUCCUGUACCAGUCACCGGGGAGAGUAUAAUAUCCACCUACCGUCCUGUACCAGUCACCAGGGAGAGUAUAAUAUCCACUCACCAUCCUGUACCAGUCACCGGGGAGAGUAUAAUAUCCACCCGCCAUCCUGUACCAGUCACCAGGGAGGGUAUAAUAUCCACCCACCAUCCUGUACCAGUCACCGGGGAGGGUAUAAUAUCCACCCACCAUCCUGUACAAGUCACCGGGGAGGGUAUAAUAUCCACCCACCAUCCUGUACCAGUCACCAGGGAGGGUAUAAUAUCCACCAACCAUCCUGUACCAGUCACCAGGGAGGGUAUAAUACAGGGAGGGUAUAAUAUCCACCUACCAUCCUGUACCAGUCACCAGGGAGAGUAUAAUAUCCACCUACCAUCCUGUACCAGUCACCAGGGAGAGUAUAAUAUCCACCAACCAUCCUGUACCAGUCACCGGGGAGGGUAUAAUAUCCACCUACCAUCCUGUACCAGUCACCAGGGAGAGAAUAAUAUCCACCUACCAUCCUGUACCAGUCACCAGGGAGAGUAUAAUAUCCACCUACCAUCCUGUACCAGUCACCAGGGAGAGUAUAAUAUCCACCAACCAUCCUGUACCAGUCACCGGGGAGGGUAUAAUAUCCACCUACCAUCCUGUACCAGUCACCAGGGAGAGAAUAAUAUCCACCUACCAUCCUGUACCAGUCACCAGGGAGAGUAUAAUAUCCACCUACCAUCCUGUACCAGUCACCGGGGAGGGUAUAAUAUCCACAUACCAUCAUGUACCAGGCAUCAAGGAUGGUAUAGUAACCAUGUAUGCUGUUGGGAAGUGGUGGCUAUAUUAAUGCCAAAUGGGUCAUUACAUGAAUGACUUAAUGACUACUGGAGGUUUUAGAUCUGUGCAAAACAAAGAUACAUGCACUCAUGAAAUAGUGGUUAUGGCAAUCUGUGCCAACCAUGGCUAUAGGCACACUCUAGGUGGGAGUUUUUUAUAUACCAUUACUGCAGGUAUUCUGAGUACUAAAAUAGUUAAAUAAAAAGUAUGGCAAUCCAUUCAAAUUUAACUAUAUCUAAAGCACUCAUUGGCACUAGAGAUGUCGCGAACCGUCCGCGAACUUCUUGCGAACAGUUCGCCGCCGUUCGCCACGAGCUGUUCGCGGCGAACUCCGGUCAGCUGACACGUCCCGGCCAAUCUCCAGCAGACCCUCCCUCCCAGACCCUCCCACUUCCUGGACAGCAUCCGUGCUGUCCUGGAAGUAGGAGGGUCUGGGAGGGAGGGUCUGCUGGAGAUUGGCCGGGAAGUGUCAGCUGACCGGAGUUCGCCGCGAACAGCUCGUGGCGAACCGUUCGCGAGAAGUUCGAGGACGGUUUGCGACAUCUCUAAUUGGCACUGUUUUCACUCAUUAUGGGAGUGUUAUACAAGUCUACGCAAGCCAUGGAUCUAGGCACUGAAGUUAUGGGAGUGUAGUAUAGAUCUAUGCAAACCAUGACUAUAUACUGCCUAACAUUUCAAAAGGGCAAAGAAGGACACUUGAUUUUUAGUUGUGCGAGUAGCAGUGUGGUCAGGGGCAACUCUUUUGUUGCGACAUUUUAGGUGAUUUACCUAAUAAUGUAUUCGGCUAUAAUUUAGAUCAAAAACAAUGUAUCUUAUUUACAAAGACUGAUUUCUAAACACAGUUAUUGUGGUCUAAAGACACAUUACUGGGCGUAUCAUUGCUGUGGAGCUCUGUUAUACACUGAGAUACACAAAGAAUAUUGAUCUCCUAGAAAAGAGGGACAUUAGGAUAUAAAAGAUGGACAGAGGGAUUUGUGCCGAAAAUAGGGACACUCAGAGGGUAUGUGAAUAUAGACACUCAGAGUAUGGUCAUUUUAUAUAGGCACCCAGAGUUUGGGCAUGUUAUAUAGAUCUCUGCCAACCAUGGAUAUAUUCAUUCGGAGUCUUGAAGUGAUGUAUAGAUGUAUGCAAACCAUUUGUAUAGACACCAAUAUUAUGGAAGUAUUAUAUAGAUCUCUGCCAACCAUGGAUAUAUUCAUUCAGAGUCUUGAAGUGAUGUAUAGAUGUAUGCAAACCAUUUGUAUAGAUACCAAUAUUAUGGAAGUAUUAUAUAGAUCUCUGCCAACCAUGGAUAUAUUCAUUCAGAGUCUUGAAGUGAUGUAUAGAUGUAUGCAAAUCCUUUGUAUAGACACCAAUAUUAUGGAAGUAUUAUAUAGAUCUCUGCCAACCAUGACUAUAGACACCAAGAUUAUGGGGGUGUUAUAUAUACAUGCCAACCAUGACUUAUAGGCACUUAGAGUUUAGGAGUGAUAUAUAGAUUCAUGCAAAUCAUGGCAGUAUUGUACAUAUGCCUGCCAGCUAUAACAUUAAGCAUUCAGCGUGUGGGAGUGUUAUACAUUCAGAUCUGAAACAUUUCAAUAGAAAACAUGGAAUUUAUUUGAAGUUAUUGAAUAGAGUAGCUCUAUACACUCAUUAUAUAAGAGUGAAAUGCAUAGUAUACAGAAACAGCUAUAUGUAAAACAUGGCUAGUGUAUAAUAGUGUAAUAGGCAGAACUAAAGUUAAAGGCUCACUCCAUUGCUCAAAUUUAAAUAAAAAUCACUAUUUAGUAGAUAUACUCCGACAGAAGCCAUGUAUGCAUUUAAUAUUGCAUUUUAUUUCCAUCCCAUUGUACAGCGCUGCAGAAUUUUGCUGGCGCUAUAUAAAUAAUAAAAUAAUAAUAAUAAUUUGGGGCAUAUCUAAAACAGCUUGCAAAAGCUGCAUAUCUCUUGUCCUCCCAUUGUAACCCAGCCUAGACUUUAUGUGCCUGUCCCAUCAUUGGCCCAAUGCAGCUCAAUGAGAAGUCUUUGCAACGUGCUCUGCGGAAUGCCUGCCUCUUGAGUUAGAUUUGAUGAGAUAAACUACCAGGGAUUUACAAGACCAGUUGUCUGAUUGACAGCCAAGGUAGUGUAAGAAGGUCAAUUUAAAAAAGUACCAAUUUCUAUUAAAACCUGCACUUCUACACUUUUUGCAAAUUGAAAAGGAGGACUGAAGAGCUUUAGGUGUUUAGGCUGUUCCUUUAGUUUAAUUUUGAACAGUAUUACAUUUCAUUAUAUUGGCAUCAGCUAAAACUUUAUGUUUUUAUCAGGUACUUCAUGUGUGUGUCUUCCUGGAUACAAGUUGCUGUCUAGUCAUGGCCCUGUGGGGGCCUGUCUGAAGUGCCCUGGGAAUAUGGUAAGCAUUUUACUUUCAGGGCUACCAAAUAAGUUGUGAAUUGCUGGGAAUUUAAAGUUAAUUUAACAUUUUAAGCCAAAAAAAUCUGCUACCCUGCUGCCACCACUACCCCACCCCUUUUAAAAAUGAGCAUUUCAUAAAGCAGCGAUCGACAAAUCCCAGGCGCCAUGUCGCCAUGGCGACUAGAAAUUUCACCCUGGCGUCUUGGAUUUGUCAGCCCUAAGGUGGCCUCCGAGGGAGCUUUGAAGGCGGCCGCUGCGGGGACCAAUCGAGCCACCGGAGCAUAGAGGAGGCCGGCAGAGAGAGCAUUGGAGCCAGCAUGCGAGGAUGCAGUAAUCUUCCUGCGGCUCCUCUCAGCUCCUUUGCCCGCUGUUUAGGAAAACCGGAGCAAGAAUAUGUCGUCACUCCAGCCCCAGCAUCACUACUGAGAGCGCAGAGAGGAGCAAAGAGGAACAGCUGUAAAAUUAGAGAGCAUCCCCACUGGACCCCAGUGAAGAUCCACUCAGCUCUCCCAAAGGUAGGACAGCUAGGUGAAUUUAAAUUAAAACAAAAAUGUCAGUCUGUGAGUGUGUGAGAAAAUGUGUGUAUGUGUGAAUGUCAGUAAGUGGUGUGUAUGUGUGUCUCUGUCAGAGAGUGUGUGUAUAUGUCUCUGUCAGAGAGUGUGUCUACUUCAGUCAGCGAGUGUAUGCCUGUCAGUGUGUGUGUCUGCCUCUGUCAGAAAGUGUGAGCCUUUCAGUGUGUCUGAGCUGUGAGCCUGUCAGUGUGUGUGCGUCUGUCUGUCAGUGUGUGUAUCUAUUUAGGUACCUGCCCCCUCUAAUCGCAUAAGAAAGGUGUUUUUACUCACAUGCUGUGCCAGUUUUGCUGCGGCUGAUCCCGCCUCCAUGGCUGAGAUUCUUCCUAUGAAGGUCUCCCAGGAUCCUCCAUAAACAUCAGUGUUAUACUCGUACACAUGCACGAGAGUACAGCACUGAAGUCGGCUUCUGGUAAUUGAGAAUAUUAGACUGGUCCCACCCGUACAGGCAAUCCAGAUCCAAAGUGCCAGCAAAUUCCCUCUGCACAAGAGAUACAGCAACCCCAUGAUCGUUUCAACCUUGUAAGGCAUCAUCAGUGAGGUAAAGCCAAUAUCCCUCUAGGCACCGUGAGCAAGUGGUACCACGUCUGGAUUGCCCUUUAAACUUAAGGAGAGAAAAACAAGUAGCAAGAGAGCUGAGAACGGACAACAACUCAAUUAGCCUGCCCUUCGGUGGAUCCCCGCUCAGAUCUCAAGCUGGUCUUAGCUCAUCUUGUGCCAUUACAGAAAGAACAUAUCUGAAGCAUAUCAGACUGGUCCCACCCGUACGGGCAGUCCAGAUCCGAAAUGCCAGCAAGUUCCCAUUGCACGAGAGAUACGGCAACCCCAGACGAUCGUUUCAACCUUAUAAGGUAUCAUCAGUGAGGUAUAACCAAUAUCCAUCUAGGGUCCACGUCUGGACUGCCCUUUAAACUCAAGGAGAGAAAAACAAGUAGCAAGAGAGGUGAGAACGGACAACAGCUCAAUUAGCCUGCAUUUCGGUGCGUCCCCGCUCAGAUCUCAAGCUGGUUUUAGCUCAUCUUGUGCCAUUAUAGAGAGAUAUCUGAAGCAUAUCAGACUGGUCCCACCCAUACGGUUAGUCCUGAUCCGAAAUGCCAGCAAGUUUCCUCUGCAUGAGAGAUACAGCAACCCCAGGCAAUUGUUUCAACCUUGUAAGGUAUCAUCAGUGAGGUAUAGCCAAUAUCCCUCUAGGCACCGUGAGCAAGGGGUCCACAUCUGGAUUGUCCUUUAAACGUAAGGAGAGAAAAACAAGUAGCAAGAGAGGUGAGAACCGACAACAGCUAAAUUAGCCUGCCCUUCGGUGGGUCCCUGCUCAGAUCUCAAGCUGGUCUUAGCUCAUCUUGUGCCAUUACAGAAAGAACAUAUCUGAAGCAUAUCAGACUGGUCCCACCCGUACGGGCAGUCCAGAUCCGAAAUGCCAGCAAGUUCCCGUUGCACGAGAGAUACGGCAACCCCAGACGAUCGUUUCAACCUUAUAAGGUAUCAUCAGUGAGGUAUAACCAAUAUCCAUCUAGGGUCCACGUCUGGACUGCCCUUUAAACUCAAGGAGAGAAAAACAAGUAGCAAGAGAGGUGAGAACGGACAACAGCUCAAUUAGCCUGCAUUUCGGUGCGUCCCCGCUCAGAUCUCAAGCUGGUUUUAGCUCAUCUUGUGCCAUUAUAGAGAGAUAUCUGAAGCAUAUCAGACUGGUCCCACCCAUACGGUUAGUCCUGAUCCGAAAUGCCAGCAAGUUUCCUCUGCAUGAGAGAUACAGCAACCCCAGGCAAUUGUUUCAACCUUGUAAGGUAUCAUCAGUGAGGUAUAGCCAAUAUCCCUCUAGGCACCGUGAGCAAGGGGUCCACAUCUGGAUUGUCCUUUAAACGUAAGGAGAGAAAAACAAGUAGCAAGAGAGGUGAGAACGGACAACAGCUAAAUUAGCCUGCCCUUCGGUGGGUCCCUGCUCAGAUCUCAAGCUGGUUUUAGCUCAUCUUGUGCCAUUCAGAGAGAACAUAUCUAAAGCAUAUCAGACUGGUCCCACCCAUACAGGCAGUCCAGAUCCGAAAUACCAGCAAGUUCCCUCUGCAUGAGAGAUACAGCAACCCCAGGCGAUCGUUUCAACCUUGUAUCAGGCCAUGCUGUUUUCUUUACUGUAUCUUUGCUGUGGCAGCAAAGACUUUCUUAAAAUGACUUGGAUUUUUAACAGCUGCAGUUCAGGUGGAUAUUGUUUGAGGUGACCACAAGUGUGUUACCUAUGACAUUUCUGACGUUUAUUCAUAAAUCUCUACACCAAAUUAUAGUGAAUUGAAAUCCAAACUGCAAAUAUUGCUGACAUUCUCCAAUUUGGCUUAAGAAACAGAUUGACUACUUUAGCCUAAAUUCAGAUUUCAGUUCGGUAUAAUUGGUAGUUUCAUGAAUAACAAACCUCUUUGUCUUUUCUUACCUGUUGAUAUUUUAGGGUGUUACGUCAGAUGGCUGGGAUUGUAUUCACUGUCCCAAUGGACUAACCCUCAGUGGAAACUGCCAGUGCUCACCAGGAUACAUUUUAAGUAAGUAAUAUAUUUACUGACAUGAGCCCCCCUCCUGCUGGGCUGCAGGGUUAAAACUAGAGGGACCUGGCACCCAGACCACUUCAUUGAGCUGAAUUGGUCUGGGUGCUUAUAGUGGUCCUUUAAGCAUAUUUGCAUUUUAGAGAUUUGUAGAGUUAUUUACUAAAUGUGAAUUUUCAGGAAAUCAAAUAGAUUUUUUUCCAAUUCUGCUGUUUUCGCCUAAAAUUAACUCGUAUAACAAAAUACCCAAAUUCCCCCACAUUUUCACUUUAGUAGAUGUAACGGCACCCCCAGGCAUAAAAAGGUUAAACCGCCGUUUAGUAGAUCUUCCCCUUCCAGAGAUACAGGCACAGCUACUGCAGAACACCAAACUCCCAAACCGCAUGUAAGGGAAUGCUCCAAACUCCCGAACUGCAUACAAAAUAGCACUCCAGAACUGGAACCUCACGAAUAGCUGCUAGCUGACGAAUAGGAAAAGCACUCAAGCGGCUUACACUCCUAGCAAUCAGUCUCUAUCUGCAUACAGUAAAUCCCCCCAAGAACGAGACAGAGCUCCGUGUUGAGGGUCAAGCAGUGGUCUGGUUUAAUGAGGGCUACCUGCCCAGUAUGUAUGCAGGUCUCCCACCUGGUGGACACUCCCCUAGGGGACCAAAUGGGAGACUGUGACAAAGGACAGACGUGAACCAAUGACAGACACACAGAGAUAAAACAUCCCCACAAUGCAUCCUAACCUCCCUCCCUCUGUCCUGGUGAUAAUUGGGAAGUAAUCCAAUUAUCUCCCAGGACAGAGGCAAAACUCUAUUACCCACAUGGCAGUAAAAGACAUAAAAAUGUAUAAAGUUACAACUGUUGCACAAAACAUAUACAUUUUACCUAUCCCCAGAUAGCUUAGAUCUGAGCGCACAAAAGUACCGAAUAGCGCUCAGAUCCUAUGCACACAGUCCAAUCGCUGUGGAGUUAAAGUGUUCACAAAGUCUGUUCUCCAUACGAAUAGACUCCACGGGAUGGGUAUCUGGGGUAAUGCUGUUCAUAUGGUUUAAACUACCGAAUGAACAGGCAUCCGGUUAAAUGACCGAAUGCAGAAGCAAGGAGGCUGACGUCUCAGCGGUGUUCGCGCAGAUAAGUGUCCGUUUCCAGUUCCAUAGUAUUUGCGCUGAACACCGUUGGCCAUUCGGGACUUUAAAAUGGCCGCCGCCACGUGUUUGGCAAACGAACAAAGGCCACCCAGCAUUUGUCAAUUAAGCUGUGGUUAACCACAGCUUCUGGGAGGUAAAUUGCCCACACACUCCAGCUCCCAGGUGGUCCAGUCAUUCGUGUGUUAGUUCGGUAGAGUGAAUCUACCGACCGCCAGGCAGAAAGGCACGAAUAAGCCUUUUCUGCAGGGGAAAAGAAGGCUUUUAACAUGGGGCCAUAGUCCAAAGGCAACAGGCGAGCAACCAGGCUUCUCCAAUGCAAUGUGGCGAAAUUGGUCUCGUCACAGUAGAUAACCCUGUCGGUUUCCAUUUUUUAUGCCCUUUUUGUUAUCUUUUGCUUGUAAUUAUGUUGCAACAUAUCAAUAGCUGAAAAUGCUGCACGCUUGUGUCUAAAAUAUAUACAUGUGUAAUAGGUGAGGUCAUUUGGUUAAUAUGCUGACUACAGUGCCUGAUCGAGUCUCACAAUCACAAGUCAAAGUCGUCAGCCAUCCUUUUUUCUGUGUUUCGUAAAAUGAGAGCUGUAAAAUGUUUAAAUUCUGCAAGGGGAAAAAUGUAAACCAAUUUGAAUUUUAUUGAUAAAUAAGGAUAUUACAUUUAAACCUCAGAUCUUAAUAUUUAUUUUCAGUUGAAAGAGAUUUUAAUGGUACCUUGCUAAAUAAGGCUGUGUGUGUUGAUUGUGAUGAGAACGAGCCAUCUUUCACAUCAUCCAAUGCAUUUGGAGACAGGUAAAUGCAGAACACCUAUGUGUUUAAUUCACAUUUUCUAAAGAAAGGGAGUUUGUUAGUGCUCUAGCUUUUUCUAUCACUUUUUACCCAAUAAUGCCAAGAGUAGGAUCAUAUAUGUAUUAUAUACUGAGAACUGUUUAUUAUACUCCUAUCAGGUGCAAAGUAGUUUUAUCCAGUGGUCUAAUGCACAGUUAGCUUGUCAGUGCCCAUAUAAAUCAUUAUAUUGCUAUAUUAGAACACAAAGUUAAAAUGGCUUGUUACCUGCGGAAAUUUAAUUAACAAGUACCUGAGAAUGCAUAUAGUGUAAAUUACAAUGCCAAGCUAUAUAAUAAUAAUCAUUAAAUCUAAGGAAAUAGCACUUGUUUACUGAUUUGUUUGCUGCAGAAUCAAAUUCAGUUUUCACAUACAGCAUGUGUUAGCUUUAGGCUACCUCUGAUUACCUCAGUUACUCUGUGCUAGCAUUGCUAAUAUUUUGUCUGCUUCUUUAGGUGUGAAAGAUGCCACGACACCUUUAUCAACAGGAGUAACUCCUGCAGCUGCCAGCAACCAAAUAUUUUGGUAAGAGCUGUUUUCAUCUCAAUAAACAAUGCUGAUAUCUAUGUUAUGUGUUUGCUAGACUUAGAUAGACAUCUGGUAAUUAUUUUCAGUUGCAAAUAUAAAAAAAUAGCUGUUUCUGUUUGCCAUUUCCAUAACUAUUAUGACUAGACUGAAUAGUCGACACAAUGAUCUCUACAGAAGUAGAUCCCCGGCUUAUUUAGAAAUAUAACCUUUAACUGGCAAAGAACAAUGGUAGUUCUAGUACCACAGCAUCUUGUGGUUUACCAUUUGGGAAACCAAUAAUCUAUAGAAUAUUGGACUAUUGUAAUAUUCCAUACUUGUAGAAUCUUACAUUGUGGUUACAGGGUUCUUCACUGUUUUUUUUUCUAGGCUGGAGGCAUAUGUUUCAGUAGAGCAAACAAUUUUCUCUCUAGAGUCCUCCCUACAAUUAGAUUUGGACACUUGGUGAGUUUUCAUGAUUUGCUUAAAAAUAUCGUGAAUGUUUCUUGUAAUAUCUGUGUCAAACUAUUAUUGUUUUUCUUUUAUUCUUCCAGGGUGUAAUGUUGAGAUCCGAAUGGCUUUCUCUUCAUUUACAGGCAUCAGCAGCAGCUUGUUUGGUAAGGCUGUUUGUAUUUUUUUCCCAUAUAUUUUUUUUAAAUGUUCAUCGUAGAAUCGAGUGACCGACAGGAAGGAAGAGCAGAGCACUCCCACUACCAGUCACUCAGUGUAGCGUGUUCGAGUGGAGGAGUGUGGACCGCGGUAAAGGAGCUUCAGUUUCCUGUACCUGACCAGACUGACAGGAAAUGCUCACAGGGAGAAACUAAAGCACCUGUACCGCACUCUGCUCAGCCAUGCUACAAGAGAAGUAAUGGGGCACCCCAGCAAGGGGAGAGGACCACUAAGGGGGGAGGGUGGGAGAAAGGGGAGAGGAACACUAAGGGACAGGGAGGGGAGAGGUACACCAAGGGACAGGGAGGAGAGAGGUACACUAAGGGACAGGGAGAGGAGGGGAACGCCAAGGGACAGGAAGGUGAGGGGAGAGGAACACUAAGGGACAGGGAAAGGAGAGGAACACUAAAUAUUCUUGAAAACAAAAACACAUGACUGGCUUGUAUAUUUUGUGCAUUUACCACUUAAUAAAAAAAGAUUUACAAAAAUAGAUAAAUAAUAAACAUGUUGUGGGGAUAUUUAUGGGAUAAUAAUAGUAACAGUAAGAAUUGCCCACUAAUUGAAUUCUCAGAUCCCAAAGAACGUUUAUCGUGUUAAGUGAGAAGUAUAUCAUAUAAAUAAUAUUCACAAUUUUAUAAAAAUAGAUUUUAUUUUUAAUAACAAAUUAAUUAAUAAUAAUAAUAUGUAACAUGCGUGACAAUAAUCAAUGAAUAUUCAGUAUAAAAUGGUAUGCAAUACAAAGGAAUGGGUAUUACGUCUCAACGGCUAAAACAGCAUUUCUGUCAAGUCUUCUGAUUUAUGAGGUAUCUUUAACAGACUGAAAGUGAAACUUUUCACAGCAAAGGGCCAUAAAACCCUGGCUAACAGUUAGAAUAACCCUUUCAAUGCUGGCUAGAUCUCCUAGGUAGUUAAGAUCUAUUCUUAUGUAAUUUUAAAUAAAAUAACAUUUAAACCAGUUCAUUAGUCAUUUCCUGGAACCAUCCAAUAAGAGAAUCUACCAUAUUAUAUAAGCAGAUUUUUAAUUUGUCUAAAAGAUAUCUUAUCUUAAUUUAGAGCAAAUCAAUACACCUGGAUAAAAACAGCGGUAUGCUAACAUGUGAUAAUAUCACAUCAAUAUAUAAUUAUUCUUAAUUCCACCUGCAGAAUGGAAUGUUUAUAACUAUAUAUUCUUUAGUUAACUAAGAUUUCUUAAUAUGGAAAUCUGACCGUGCUUUAUCCAGUCAUAUAUAAUGCUAUUAAUACAUUUUAAUUAAUUUAAUUAAUUAAAUGAAACCAGUAUAAUUACCAGUUGAGUAGAUAUUUCAUCCGAUUGGUAGACAGUCUCAGGAACUUAUUUGGAUGUCUGUCUGCAUGGAGGUUGGAGUCCCCAAACUUCCAAUUCCUCUCUCCUCUUUUUCUUUCUCUUUUGCAUUUCUAAUCUUCCCUUUGUCCUAACUUUUAAAGGGCCAGACUCUCUGUACGUCAUCAGUUAAUAACCCAAUAGAAGCACUAGAGGUGUGGUUAUCUUCCGGAUCGCAAUUUAGGUAUUUGGUCUAUAGAGGGCAGUCUUGUCCCACUAAACAUACCUAUCCAGGAAAGAGUUAACUUUUCCUGGUGGCUAUUUUGACGUCAUUUUGGCCUAUCUAGAUAGUGGCCAUAACUUACGUAUCCUUCACAGAUCAAAGGGUUUCUUUAAGUUUUGUCCAGACUAUGUGUCUGGCAAAUCCUGCUAUAAUUUCUAAAAUGGCAGAUCAUGAACUAAGUUUAACCUUAAACUUACAAUGGUACCUUAUAGAUAUAGACAGUUAAUUUUUAUUAUUUAAUCUUCUCUGUCACAAUUGUCUGGGUUUAGAUUUGAUCUAUUCCAUUAGCAUUAGACAGUCUGUCCAACCCCCUUUCUGCUUAUCACUUGGUUUAUACUAUGCAUUCCUUUAGCUCUGGGAAAGUGGCCAGUUCUACAGAAAGAAAUCUUGUGUCUUUUGUUAACUUGAAAAUAACAAAAUGGAGUCUGGUCUGUUCAGAGUGACUCAGAAUAUACACUUUUAAUUUCUAUCAUAGCACAAGAUGUCUGCCGAUAUAAAUACCCUGACAAUGUUCAGUUAACAGUAGAUUUGAGUAGAAAUUGUUUCUUCUUUUCAAAAUGGUAAAUGUACAGAAUAUCGGUAAGUUAUCGGCUAUCGGCCUGAAAGUUCACAGAUUAUCGAUAUCAGCUCUAAAAAAUCACUAUCGGUCGAUCCCUACUCUAGAUACAUUUGUUAUCUGGAGUUUAUUUCCAAACAACAGUAUCCGUUUAUUUUGUUGGGCUGUUGAAUAUGGUUGUCAAUUAUAUCACCCCUGCUUAAAAUCUUUUUGUUACUUACCUUUGCUAUAAAAACUAAAGAAUCAACAAGCUUUCUACAAAACAGCAGAUGUCAUAUCAAAUGAAUGCGUUCCUUUGUUUAAUUUGCUGCAUGCAAUUUGUACUGUAUAUGAUAUUGGUGACGGUUCCUGAUUUUUGUGUAUUUAUAUCCUGUGUGCAUUGUGAGAGAUGAGUGCUGUGUAUGACAUCUUUGUCUCAGAUACUGUUCAUCCUAUGGCGGAUUGUGAUUGACAGUUGGAAACAAUUUAGGUGCAAUAUGUUGCUUCAUGCCAUGCUUUUACAUUUUGGAGCUGGUUUUAACAACAAGUAAAAUAAUUUUACUAAUACACUGUGUUUAUUUUUGUAGCUGUACUCCAAUCAAACAGCGUGCCAGGCUUUGGGGAACAUGUGUGUGAUGAAUAUGCAUUCCUUGGGGUCCCCAGAUUCAGACGCAUGCUUUAUCUUCCGCUAUAUAUACACAAACACAGCCAGACUGGGAUCUCUUCAUUCCAUUGCUUUCUGGUAAAAUGGAAAUGAUUGCAAGUUAUUUUAGUAAUGCCGUUAGUAAUAGCCAAGAUAAAAGGAAACUAUCACUUCUCUGGGAAUUACAUAAUUGAAUAAAUUAUUUAAAGUCACCUAUAACUUAUUAAACUUUUUCAUGAUCCUUUUUCUUUUAAAUGAAUGUGAAAGAUUUAGCAAAUUACAUCACAUUCCAGUUUUGUCCACGGACAGCCAGGGCAAACAUUGCAAAUGAGGAGAAAUAGAGACAUUGUUUCAUCUUCUGUGUAUGCUUUCUGUAUGCCAAUUACCAGGUACAAAGGACAGAGCGAGUGAAAAGGAUUCAUACAGAGCUAAGAUGGAGGCACUCAGUUGUAGGAUAAAAGCAUGCGGAUUGUAACUUUUUUUUUUCUUUUCACAGCUCACAAAUAUAUAUUAAUAUAUAUUUAUAAGUCCCUGUGUCUGAAUGUAUUUCUUUGCCCACACACUUAUUUUUCAUAAAUUGUUUUUCAUAAAAUACAAAAGGAAAAGCAAGAACAUACCUUAUGUGUAGAGGAAAGCAGGCCAAACUAAAUAGGGUUUUGUUUCAUUUGUUAAUCACAUUUGCUGACAAUCUAUCAGUGAAAUUAAUCUCAUAGAGAGGCAAACAGUGGACAUCAUGGAGAGAGGAGAAAAAAUGACUGUGCCAAGUUAUUGAGAUCCAGCAUAAGUAAUAAAAGAUAAUACAUUUAAAUAAAGGCAAGUGCCUUGUGGGUGGGGUGUGGGGGAGUAUAGUCAUUUAAAUACAGGGGCUGGAGGAAUGGAAAAUAAAACAUCUGUGCCUCAUUAAAGGGAUACCAUACGCACCCAGACCACUUCAGCUCAUUGAAGUGCUUUGGGUGCACUGUCACAGGUUCCUUAACCUUGAGCAGGUAAUUAUAAUUACCUGCUAGGGUUUUCUCCACCCCUAGCAUUAGAGAAAUUUCCGGGCUGUUGGGCCACGUUAUGCAAGGGAACAUUCAGCGUCACCCAAAACCCGAUAGGAAAGCAUUGAAUGUCAGCGGGGUGGAGAGAAGGUGGGCACGUGUCAGCGCUGAGGGACAUCAGCGCUGGACCCAGGUGAGUGACAGAAGGGUUUUUUAACGGGAGAGGGGUGGGGGGGGGGCUUCUGGGGGGACUUGACGGUGGAGGAAGCUAUAGUACCAGGAAAGCGAGUUUGUUUUCCUGGCACUAUAGUUUCCCUUUAAGUCUGUUUAUUAGUACAGAACACUUGUAUAUUGUGUCAUUGCUGUAUAAUAAUACAAUAAAUAUAAUACCUUCUAGGAGACCCAAUCUACCAUGGCUUUAUUAUGAUGAUCAACCAGGCUUAGCAUCUCGAGUUCUUACAACUUCUCCAUUUCCUUCAAGCUUCUCCUUUAAAUCAAGGGAACAGGUAUGUACAAUAAGGGCAGCAGACUUGCUAAACUGGAAUAUUAUUUUACUAGCAGUAAAAUGGUUAUGGUUGGAGCAUUGCCAAAAAUGUAGAAAUUUAAUUCCCUUAAUCAAGAAUACUACUAAUGUAAUGUAGGUGUAAACAGUUCUACUUGGAGAAAAGAUUAGGAUCAUCAGCUAUCUGACAAAUAUCUGACAAAUAACUUGGACCCAUACCUCUUCCAGGAACACAGCUCAAAGCUUCCAUUUGUAGCAGCUCUAUAUGAUGUGCGAGGGAAUUUCUUGAAAUGGCACACUUUGGAUGGCGGUCUACUACAGGUAAACGUUCUGCUCCUGAACCGUCACCUUCCUUUCCUUUCCUCACUCCAUCUUACUUCCCCUAAGUAAGGGACUCUCCAAAUGAGCCAAGAAGGAUUGGGUUAAGGGAGGAUGCACACAGUGAUGGAAUGGAGGUAAGUAUUAGAUUUCCUUUUUCUUUUUUUGAUGAGGGGGGGGGGGAAAGAUUGAUCACUUCGGAAAGGGUUACUCUACCCAAAACCAGUGAGAAUGCAACAAGCUGAUCUUCACUAAUAUACACAAUUCCUGUACUGGUGGCAUUUAUGACAUAAGAAUGUGGUAUAAAUACACAAAUAGGAAAUCCUAAUAGAAUAAUGCAUGUCACAUGGUCGUUUAUCAUGCGUUCAAGGCCUUUUUCGGUCAGUGUGCAACCACUUUCUACUGACACCCUACUAAAAGAUAUUCAGAUUUUUUUCUGCAUCUUUGACUAAAGUAGCAUCUGUAGAUUUUUUAUAUCCUGUGUGUGUAUAUGUGAUGCAGAAAGUAAUAUUACACGCAGGCUGGGCAGUACAGUCCUGUAAGAAUAGUGCAUGCAAGGUGUACAUGGGUCACUUGAUCUUUAACACCCUGUAAGUUGAUAUUUACUAAAGCAAUACAGGGGCUUCACAAACCGUGCUUGCAAAAUGUCUAACAUAGACUGUAUUUGGUAUGUUCUUUCCUACACAUAUUUGUAUUAUAUAUUAGUAAUCACCUGAUUCAUGUGUUUCCUUUGAAUAGCUUUGUCCUGACAUUGUGACACGGUUGGAUGCUGCAUACACAUUUGGCACAACAUAUGAGCAAAAUGUAAGUCUUGUGUUUUGUCAUUUUACAAAUGCACUAUAUGCUGUAGAAACAUGAAGAGAAAUAGUUUUUCAUUUUUUUGUAAAAAUUUUUUUUAAUUCAUUCAUUCUGUGGACAGGUGUCUUUUUAUAAAGGUAACGAGCUGAGAUUAGAAGCACUCCCUUUAAGAGAGUGCUCCUAAUCUCAGCUCGUUACCUGUAUAAAAGACACCUGGGAGCAAGAAAUCUUGCUGAUUGAUAGGAGAUCAAAUACUUAUUUCACUCAUUGACAUGCAAAUCAAUUUAUAACUUUUUUGACAUGAGUUUUUCUGGAUUUUUUUUUUUGUUAUUCUGGCAAAUGUUCAAAAUCAGCAGGUGAUCACAUACUUUUUCCCCUCACUGUAGCUACUUACAGACACCUCCCUCAUCAGGAAUAGAUGUUUCAAUCAGGAGCACCUCAUACUGGUGUGGUCUAUUCUUGUCCCUUAAACCCUAGUCCAGGACACUACCUGCACAGAAUGACAGAAUUCAUAUCAGGCAGACAGCACUUAGUGAUCCGACUGGGUUAGGAUUUCAGCAGUUUCUAUACAUUUCUACAGUCACUGUCAGACCUGGGAACUCGUACAGGGUACUCUCUGUACAAUCUACUUUUCAAUUAGGCAAAGUUGGAAUGAUGAUAUAAAAACUUUAUUUUGUUUUCGUGAAACAAGAUGAUGACUGCUCCAGAUUUUUUUUCCAUGUGAUAUUUUUUGUAUAUAUUGUUUUCAGUGAUACUAAAUAAACUUUGCAAUGUAUGAAGAGAAAUCACGUUUUGUUUUAUGGAAUAGACAACACUGAUGUCUCGAUGUGUAUGCUUCCCCUAUGAUAGCAUGCAGCUGGGGUUGAAAAAAUAAAAGCAGCAACACAAUAGUACCAUUUCAAGUACCCAUAUUAAGAUCAUUUUGUUCAUAUUGCCCAUAAAAUGGUUUUAAAUAAUGCAUGUGAACAGCCUUGCCAACAGCCCUUUAAAUGCCUCUGAGGUCAGUUAAAGUACGUGUGUCAUGCAUGUAAGACAUGGUAACACUUUAAAGUAUCAUACAUCAGCUACUAACUGUAUAAGCCAAAUUGCUAGAAAAUGUAUAAAUACUAUUUUUUUUUAAAUCUAUACUUUAUUUGGUGCAUUGUAUAUUAAUUCUACAGCUUGACUAACACAUUCCCUGUCAUGCACACAUCAGUUACAAGUCUACAUUAAAGGAGCGUCUCAAGCACCAUAGCUGUACAGCCUUCUGUAGUGGUCAUGGUGCCAGUAGUAACCUGAUGCCAUCUCACGGCAAGGUGUCAAACCGUUUUAACAUGGCCUGCCUGCGACCUCCUCCCCUGCAUCCAGUCUUCUCUAGCAGGAGAAUCCAGAUUGCUCUAUAAAGCAAUCCAGGCAUGACCUUGCUCACUGGCUGAGUGAAGGGGAAGACUGGAUGUAGGGUAUGUAGCCACAUCCGGUGGGACCCAGGUAAAUUGUCAGAUUGUGCUAACAUAGUUUGACAUUUUACAGUGGAACCGAGCCAGGGCACACUGCAACCACUAGCAAGCUUUAAAGAUAUGAUUAUGAAUUAUGAAUAAAUAAGUAAGUAUUAGGUUUUCAUUAAGGUUUGAAAUAUUCAGGUUUGUUCAUUUAAAAUUAUGCUCAAUUCAGAGAGUCACUGCAAUGUUGCACCUUACAAUUAUAGCUUUCUGAAGAUUAUUUUUUUAAAUUAAGUUUGUUUGACUUUACAUAGUGUGAUUUGUCCUUGGCCAAGAUUCUUGCGGAUUACCCGGAGCCCGUAUUUUAUGAUGUGUACCUUUCUCACCCAGGAAGUGAUGGACACAGGCACAUCUGGCCGGUUCCAGUCCUAAAUCUAAACCUCCAGUAUAAUGAAUUGUUUGUGAAUCAAGGUAAACCUCCUGGAAAUAGUUUAUUUGAGACACCAAAAGCAUUACGUAAAAAUAUUUAUGAAUAUUGCUGAAAUCACACAAAAAUAUGUAUAUGAUCAAAAAUGGUAUAGUUGUUAAAGGACUAAAAAAAAAAAUCCAAUUUAAAGUGGCACUGUCACAUUAGAGUUUUUCCUACAGGCUAAAUCUUAAUGAAAAACUCAUCAAAACUGCACUGGAAUUUCAAGUAGUCCAAUUUUUAUCAUAAUGUGGCAAUGGACGGAGCUUUGUCCAUAACAUUCUGUUGUUUCCAUAAACAGUUGCUUGUAAGGGAUGCAGGGAACGGGCAUCUUGUCCCACAUUGUGCAGUAGAAGCCUUCAGAAUCUUAUGGUAGAGCAGCAUGAUAUUAUAUAGAAUAUCCUGCGGUAAUAACUACAUUUAGUUUACUAGUUACUAUAUAAAUACAACAAUCCGUCACUUACACUUCUUUUCCAUACAUUUGUUUUUUUCUUAGAUUUUGCAUUAUUAUUUAUUAUUUUGUGUUAUACUGGGUGCAGCAGUGAUUGUAAACCAGUGUGCCAUUGCACUCUACUAUGCGGUUGUUAUAGUUUGAAUCCAGUCCUUUAAAUUUGGCUAGUAAUAUUCAUAUCUCUCCAGUAAAGCUGUGAGUAAAUGUGGCAUUUAUAAAGUCAUGAUAAAGUAGAUAUGUCUUGGAAAUGUUUUCUCAUUGAAAUAUGCCUUUUUUUUCCAACAAAGGUUGGAGUUCAAUUUCCUGGUUGUUGGCUGAUGAAUCCUUAAAGUUAUUUUUUGAUAUCUGUGAUUUAAAAAAAUAAAUUUUCUCUUCAUUUCCUAAAGCUAAUCCAUUACAUGUUGUGAAUUUGUAAAACAUCUCCAAAUAUUAAGUUUUGUAUUUCCUAUUAAUAUUACUUAGGAAACAAUAUUAAUAACUGGCUAUUAACUCGUCGCAUAUUCCUGGUUGAUACUCUAAGCGGGAGAGAAAAUGCUCUGACUAACCUUCCAAGAGUCAUUAGAAUUGCUAGCAAAAUCACAAUAAGGUAAUAUAACUUUUUAAAUUAUUAAUAUUAGUUAUACAAAAUAGCAUUAUUAAAUAUUAGAUGCCCUGCCACUAAGGGACAUUUUGGGCACCAUAUCAACUUAAUCACAAUUAAGUUUUUAUGGUGCAUGUAUGUCCCAGGCACCAUCUUACCUUAAGAGAUUAAAAUGUUAAUGAAUGGUUUAAUCCCAACCCUAAAUUUAUGAAGAUGGCACCCAAUCGCUCUGCCAAGCCUCUUCCUUCAGAGAUGAAGCCUUGGACCUCUGAAGUAUGUAGCUGGGCAGAGAGAACAGGUACAAUCUUGCGCCAUGUAAGGUUGCAUACCCUGCCGCUACAUCAGGUACUCCUACCUCCCAAGGUAGGCACCGUAUCGGUUUCACACCCUCAGACACCUUUGCCAGUGUUUCUGACACAAGCACUGUAGCUGUACUGUGGCUUAAAGUCAGACUCCAUGCCCUCUGAAUCGGAGAUCUGGGACUGUUACUUCCCGCUUCUCAUACCAGUUCAUACCGUGAUGUCACGCAUGCCUGCACAGUGUCAUUCACAGCUUCUCAUAGAAAAUUCUAGUGUUCAAUAAUUCUGCAUGAGAGGAAUUUCAUUAGUGGAUGACUGCACAAGCCAUGUAUGCGCCUUGGGUCUACAAUGCUUCUAAAUGAGAAGCAUCAGAUUAGACCAUUGUCUAGUGACCACAUGACGUCAGAGGGGGCAUAACAGAAUAAAGUUAGGGCGUUCCUCAGUGCACUGGAAAAAAGGUAAUUAGCUGUUUUAUUUUAGACAUUUGUCUUAAAGCAGUUGCCUUAAUGCUCCAGUAUACAUUUGAGACAAAGGAUUUAUUUUAAAAUUACUGUACUAACAAAAUACAGUGUUCCUUUAAAGACACACUUUAGGCAUCAAAACAAUGUAAGUGCAUUUUGAUAAGUUUAUCCUCAUAUUCAUGCUUUAUUUUUCUCCCUAUUCAUAUCUAAGUUUUAGGGAAAAAAAGUUUUGCUGCUUUCUAUAAAGUAGCUCUAUAGCCAUGCAUCAAUUUUUUACAAAAGUCUUCCUGAUUGGAUAGUACUUAGUGUAGCUCAGCCAUUGACACAUCAUUGUGAGCUGAGGUGCUGACUUGACUCCGUCCCAAAGUUAAUCACAGUCUUCCUAUUAUCUGUAUAAUAAAUAAAUGAUCUGCAAAGAAGUCCUUGGGGGAUGGGGUGAGAUAAAAAGGAGAACAGUUAUAGGGGGUGGUGUUAUGUGAACAUUUCAGCUCACAAUGAUCUCUCAUUGGCUGAGCUGAUUACUUAUUCUGAGUACUUGCUACAAGGAAGAUGUCUUUAGAAAAGAUUAGACAUGGCAAAGUGGGCAGGGUUAUGCUACAGAAAGUUACAAAUAUAUUCUUAAUUUUUAGCAAAACGAAAGAGAUUUGGAUGCACUGAAGCUGUUUGGGUGCCUUUAAUUUCUGCCUAUUUAUGUCUUGAAAAUAUAUUUCAAUAUUCAGUGCAUAUAUGUACAGUAUCUCACAAAAGUGAGUACACCCCUCACAUUUCUGUAAAUAUUUUAUUAUAUCUUUUCAUGUGACAACACUGAAGAAAUUACACUCUGCUCUUUCACAUGAAAAGAUAUAAUAAAUUAUUUACAAAAAUGUGAGGGUCUUUUGUGAGAUACUGUAUGUGUUAUGCAUGUAUGUAUAUAUAUUUAUAUCAUAUCAGUGUUAAUCAUUGUAAAUAUGUCUAUGCAGCAUCUGUCUUGUGCCCAACACUUACAAAGGACUAAUCUAUCCACCUCUGAUGACUGUUGAGUACACAGAUGUACAAAUUCAAAAUCCAAACACCCAGACUGUAAAGGUAGGUUUGUUUAUUUACAGCAAUGUAUGAACUAUCAUUGGGCUAGUGUCUCUAGUAAGAACCCACUUCUCACCCCUUCCCUUUACAUUAGAUACCCCCUCCCCCUUUACACUAGAUUCCCCCCCUCUCCUCUAUGUUAGAGAUGCUUCCUUCCUGUCCAUCCCCUCUACAUUAGAGAUCCCUCUUCCCCACUCCUCUUCUCCACAUUAGAUAUCCCUCCUACCCUACCCUCUCCUCUAUGUUAGAGAUCCCGCUUUCUCACCCUCUUCUCUACCCUAGAGAUCCCCACUUUACUUCCCGUUCACCAUCUGCGUGAGAGACCCCCUUUCCUUCUAUCCCCUCCCCUCCCCUUCCAUCUCAUUUUGCACCUCUUUUCUCUCCCAUCCCAAAUAAAGAUCCCCAUUCCCUUCCCUCCUCUGUCCUUUAGAGAUCCCAUCUUCAUUCCCAUCUUCUUUCCAUUAGAAAGCCCACCUUCCAUUCCCUCUUCUUCAUUCAGAGUCCUUGUAAAUUAGAGAUUCCUUUGCCCCUUGCCUUACAGCCCCCUCAACAUUAGAGAUUCCCCCAUUGCCCUCCUUUUACAUUAGAAAUCCUCACUCCACUCACCUCUCCGUUAGAGAUCCCCUCCACCUAUCUGCAUUAUGCAGAUCCAUCCAUCCUUCUUUCUUCCCCACCCAUGACUUCUGCCGCGGAGUUCCAUUCCCCUCUCUUCUCGUCUUUUCUACAGCUGUACAAAGUAUAUUUAGAUAUAUAUCUAUCUAUAUAGAGAGAUUUAUAUAUGUAACACUUAGACAAAGAAUGAUAAACAAUCAUUCUAAACAGGAAUGAAGCAAACAAUCUUUUUUGUUGUGAAAUAUCAUAUCAUUUUUGAUGAUGUCUCAAUUUUUCAUUUCAGGUUUCAUUUUCAGUAAAUUAUGAAAUGAGACAAUCUGAUUCUCUCAUUCAGACUAAUGUAAGUUAUAUAAUUAGGUCUGUGAUCUGUUUGUAUGAUAGUAUGAUACUUACUAACAUUCUCCUCAUAUUCCAGGUGGCAGUUGGAGUGCUAGGGGCGCUGGCAGUUCUUUGGUCAAUUCUGAAAACUGCAGCUUGGAAAAGGAGAAUAGGAAGCCCAUUUGUAGAUUUGACGGUAGGAAGAAAAUCUUUUUCCUUUCUCUUCCAUCUUUUAUAUACAAGAAACCUAUUGUAAAUAAGUAUUUAGAAAGUUAUUUAACAUAAAGUUCACUUUCAAGUAGCUCUGUCACUUUCUGGGGUCUUUGCAUAUUUUAUCGCUUUGUAUGCUGCUGCCAGUUUGACCUGGCACAUUCUCGUCAGCUCCUGGCGCUUCAUCUACCAGGAACCGAUGUGGGAACCUCCAGAAACAAAGCCUUUUCUCCCCUCGGCUGUCACUAGUGAUGGUUGAGGGCUUGGUAAAGCUUGACAAAGGUAGCGCUGCCUUUUGUCAAGUGUAGUAAAAAGAAAUAAGACAAAGUUUUCUUUGUAGACAUAAUACCAGUUGUGAGGGUGUCCGGACUUAUUUAUCUAUUUAUAAAAUAUUUUACCAGGAUGGAUACAUUGAGAUUUCUCUCGUUUUCCAGUAUGUCCUGGGUUCACAAAACAUUGCAUUGUUACACUACAGAAUUCCUCUGAGAACUAAGAGGCAAACAAUGACCAGAAACCAUCCGAAAGACAGGUACUAGAAAUGUGCCAUACUGUUAAACUAACUAGGUCAGCGAUUCCAAAUCUUAGAAUAAACAAGAAACUAUCCGUGUCAAACAAAAUAAAAGCAAGCAGUCAGAAACAGUUCGUUGCUAAAAACUGAAUCCUGGAUAUACACCCAAGGAAAUAUUUAAGGUCUAUACCUCAUCUUGUCCUGCACCAGUUUGUAUUUUUAUUGUUUUCAACUUUAAACUAAUUAUAUUGGCAGUUAUUAAAUGCUCUGCAAUCAGUGUUUGUGAAUUGUCUGACGCCAUCAAUCUCUCCAACAGUAAUCUCUAACCAGCAGUUUCAGUUUAGAUUCAGUCUAACCUGCUGGCCUUAAACAGGUGAUUAAGCUGUUGCAUAUAAAUUCAACUUUGACUGAAAAGAACUGUUUAUGCUACACUCCUUUGUUCAGAUCUUCUGCAAAAUAUUAACUUGUAAUAUUUAAUUUACAGACUGUCAUCCACUUCUUGAUAUUUUACGCCGGAGCCUUGGCUAACGUAUUUAUUGCUGUGACAGUUGGUUCUGCGUUUUAUUGGCUUAUCUUAUUCAAAGUAAGUGCACAUCAAUUUUUGUACUAAUUUAACACAUUUCCUCUAUUUUUAUUUUAAAAUAAGUUAUUUUCAUGUGAUUUGAGCUUCAUAAAUCAUUGGGUGAGGAGAUAUAACAUAAAAAAUACAUGAAAAUUGUAAAUUUAGAAUUUGCUAAAUAUCGAAUGCCAAGAAAACAAAUGGGUUUGGUAAACAUGUUUUCUAAAGAAAAUGCAUAAAGGUGCAUAAAGGUGCAACAUAUUUCUAACCUGCACAUGUGCAAAUAAAUUUUGUCAGCUGGCUAAAACGAUGCAAUAACAUAGGUAGGCAAUGUAAUAGAGCAGCAAGAAAUGCUAGCAGAAUGCUUGGUUGUAUAGGGAGAGGAAUUAGCAGUAGAAAGAAGGAAGUGCUCAUGCCAUUGUACAGAACACUGGUAAGACCUCACUUGGAGUAUUGUACGCAGUACUGGAGACCGGAUCUCCAAAAGGAUAUUGAUACUUUAGAGAGAGUUCAGAGGAGGGUUACUAAACUGGUUCAUGGAUUGUGGGAUAAAACUUAGCAGGAAAGGUUAAAGGAUCUUAACAUGUAUAACUUGGAAAAAAGACGAGACGGGGGGGAUAUGAUAGAAACAUUUAAAUACAUAAAGGGAAUCAACACAGUAAAGGAGGAGACUAUAUUUAAAAGAAGAAAAACUACCACAACUAGAGGACAUAGUCUUAAAUUAGAGGGGCAAAGGCUUAAAAAUAAUAUCAGGAAGUAUUACUUUACUGAGAGGGUAGUGGAUGCCUGGAAUAGCCUUCCAGCUGAAGUGGUAGAGGUUAACACAGUAAAGGAGUUUAAGCAUGCGUGGGAUAGGCAUAAGGCUAUCCUAACUAUAAGAUAAGGCUAGGGACUAAUGAAAGUAUUUCGAAAAUUGGGCAGACUAGAUGGUUCUUAUCUGCCGUCAUAUUCUAUGCUUCUAUCAUGCCAAGAGCCCCACCAUUAUACUUUAUUUUAACCAUUAAAGCCAUAGAUUAAAAAACAAAUAUUAUAGUAGAGCUCCUGUUAGAUUUUGUUAUCUAGCUGCCAUAUUGCUCUGUGUGGAUAACCAGAGAUAAGCGUCUUUCCUUUCACUAUAUUUUUAUCAGUAGAUGCAGCUCUGCUCUGACACAGUAUAUGGUGUCUCUAUGUAUGUGGGAACCUCCAUAUAAGCCAUAAAUGUAAUAUCAUGAAAACAAAUUUAAUGUUUGACAUUUAACAAAACAUCAGUGGGCAUAUCCACUAACUAAUAAUUUUGGAGAAUAAGUGCUUUACAAUAAUGACUUAUUCCCAAAGGAAUAUAUAAAAAGUGAACCCCUAAGGUGUUUAGGUAGAUCAGAUGCAAGGCUACAGUGUGUAGUUAUUGGGUAUUUAUGAAUGUUAUCAAAACAUUCAGGGUAUGUUUCCCGAGAAAAUACCCUCAAAAUUAAAUAAUAACCAUUUAUGUCUGGUGGUCUCACAAAGCCACACUUUAGCACAAACAUGACAAGAAAAGAUUAUUCUGUACAGAGGUGGGGGGACGGAUCCAGAUCUCUAGCAAGACAGACACACAUUGAGGAUGCUCCGCAUUGCUAUGCUGUUUUCAGCUGUCCUAGAGUGGACAUCGCUUUCCCAUUGUCUCGGUUCGGGUCUCUAAUUGACAAGUGAUAGAUGGGGAAAAAGUCGAAGAAGCAUCAGGGUGACCCGGGCUCUGGGUCCCAUGAUAUUCUGACUCUUUUGAGACAGUUUACAAGGUACAUGAAUAUUAAGAUGGAGACCUACUCAUCAGUUUCCAUGGAUGAUGGCUAAAUGUUUUCCACCACUCAGGAAACCUAAAUAUCAAAUAAUUACGUGAAUGUAAGGAAAAAAAACAUAUGUCUCUGUACUUCCACCUUGCGGCGGCUUCACCAUCCUAUGAUGCUUUAGUCGUUCACAUGUGGGCUUAGGCAUUAUUAUUAUUAUUAUUAUCACUAUUUAUAUAGCGCCAACAGAUUCCGUAGCGCUUUACAAUAUUAUGAGAGGGGGGAUUUAACUUUAAAUAGGACAAUUACAAGAAAACUUACAGGAACGAUAGGUUGAGGAGGACCCUGCUCAAACAAGCUUACAUUCUAUAGGAGUUGUAUAAAACACAAUAGGACAGGAAAUAGCAAUCAAAUAAGGUGGGAAUGAAGCAGAGCAGGAGGAGAAAGUAGAGUGCUGCCCUUUAGAAGAGAGCAAGAGACAGUUGUGUAAGGUAGAGGUUACUCUGGGAGGCCAUAAGCUUUCCUAAAGAGAUGGUUUUAAGACACUUCUUAAACGGUUGAAGACUAGGGGAGAGUCUGAUGGCGGUAGGCAGGCUAUUCUGUAGGAAGGGAGCCGUCCGCGAGAAGUACUGCAAGCGUGAGUUGGCUGUACGGGUGUGAACAACGGACAGGAGAAGGUCACAGGCAGAGCGGAGAGACCGAGAAAGGACAUACCUAUGGAUCUGUGAGGAGAUAUAAGAGGGGCUAGAAUUGUUCAGUGCUUUAUAUGUGUGAAUUAGUACCUUGAAUUGACUCCUAUAGGAUACAGGAAGCCAAUGUAAGGACUGACAGAGGGGUGAGGUGUGAGAGAACCGACUAGAGAGGAAAAUCAGUCUGGCGGCAGCAUUCAUUACUGACUGUAGUGGUGCAAUACGGCUUUUAGGAAGACCAAUUAGGAGAGGGUUACAAUAAUUCAUGCGUGAAGUUACUAGAGCAUGGAAAAGUUCCUUGGUAGCAUCUUGCGUAAGAAAGGGCGGAUGCGGGCUUUGUUUUUAAGUUGGAAUCUACAGGAUUUGGCAACAUGCUGGAUGUGCGACUCAAAGGUGAGGCCAGAAUCAAGUAUGAUGCCAAGACAGCGUGCUUGCAAGGAUGGACAUAUGUGGAUACCACUAACUUGAAGGGAUUUUAAGGAGAAAUUCAAUAUAUCUGCACGUACACUCUGAAUUUUCUCCAAUAGUACUAAAUGCACACAUGCACCGUGCAUUUGGCAAUAAUUAAGUUAAAUAGCUUGCCUGGCAACUUAUGUAAGUAGAAAUAAGAUAGAAAUAAAAAAAUUUAAAAAAGAAAAGAAAUAAAUAGCACAAGCAGUAGGUACCCUUUGUUAGAGCUAAAAUCAGUUGUUCCUCUUUAAAGAAUGAUUCAUGUUUGUUAAUUAUUCUUUAUUGUUAUUUAUAAAGCGCCAACAAAUUCCCAGUGCUGUACAAUAGGCCGACUAACAGACAAGUGUUUGCAACAAGACAAGGUUUUCCAAUGAGCUUACAUUCUGGAGAUUGGUGAUAUUCAUUGAAAUUGUCUUGUUUACUCCACAGGGGCAGCAGUAUGUCUCUGUUUUCCUGCCUUUACCAGUGGAGGAAGAAAACUUUGUUACUUAUGUAGGUUGUGCUUUUGGUCUAAAGGUGCGUAUUGAUUUCUAUAUAUCUUCUAGUUGUAAAUGUUUGACGGUAAUUACAUUGUUAUUAAAUCAUACUUGUAAAAUAUCUUGCUUUAUAUACUUGUUUAUUAGGUAGUUAACAUUAGGGGACUAUUUACUCCUUUUGUUAAAUCUACUAGCACAAAUAUUUCUCCCUCUCUAAUUUCCUUUUUAAUUGAUUGUAUAACAUUAUAUAGUUUUAAGUAGGCCCAAAACCACCACACAAAUAAAUAAAUAAAUUGUGGGUGGUAAAGUAUACAGUGAUUCCUGGACUAGACUAAAGGUAGCUCAAUAUGCAAGACUUUGCAUUGAUUUCCCUUAUGAUAGCUUUAAAACCUUAACCCCCAAAUUGCUUUUUUUUUAUCACAACUGUCUAACUUAUUUACUCUUUACAUUCCGUGACGUAGCCUUGACGCAAUGUACUAUGGAGUAUGGUGCACAGUGUCUCCAGAAUUCUUUGUCUUUGAGCAGAAUCAGUGGUGCUGCACUGUACCUGUCUCUAGUCUAGACUAGCACAUUAAAGGGCCACUAUAGUGCCAGGAAAACAUACUCAUUUUCCUGGCACUAUAGUGCCCUGAGGGUGCCCCCACCCUCAGGGUCCCCCUCCCGCCCGGCUCUGGAAAGGGGAAAAGGGGUUAAACUUACCUUUUUCCAGCGCUGGCGGAGAGCUCCCUCCCUCUCCCCCGGCCCACAGUUGAAGACGCAAGCAAAGAGCUGCGCACCGAUUCGGUCAAGCAUUUACAAUGCUUUCCUAUGGACGCUUGCGUGCUCUCACUGUGAAAAUCACAGUGAGAAGCACGCAAGCGCCUCUAGUGGCUGUCAAUGAGACAGCCACUAGAGGGAAUGGGGGAAGGCUUAACCCAUUGAUAAACAUAGCAGUUUCUCUGAAACUUCUAUGUUUAUGAAAAAAUGGGUUAACCCUAGAAGGACCUGGCACCCAGACCACUUCAUUAAGCUGAAGUGGUCUGGGUGCCUAGAGUGGUCCUUUAAUGCCUAUCUAUGGAGGAAAUAUUAAUUAUCAUAUUCUGCAUUUGUCUUUUAUUAAUUCUAGGCUCUGCAUUUUCUAUACAAACUUGUCUCACAGCUCUCAAUAGACAUCUUCUUUAUUGAUUGGGAAAGACCUAAAGGCAAAACUAUAAAAUCUGAUGGUGAGAUUAUGUAUUUAUUAUUGUUUAUUUGUUUAUAUUUACUACAUGCAGUUUAAGUUUGUUUUAUCUAGUUAUUUUUUAUAUUUCACGCCUCUAACAUUUGUCAUUUAGACAGCUACUAAAGGCUUAAGGCUAAAAGAGAUUUUUUUUUAUUGAACCUAUUUUUUUUAUUUUUAUUAUUAUUAUUGAGAUUAAGUGAACAAUUACGCAUUCUGAUAUGUUACGGCUUAAGACAAAAGACAAUGCAUGAUACAUUACAGAGUAAAAAGGUGAACAGUAGAACGUGUGUCAAGUGUACAUAUAUAGCAUAUGGAUCUGUUAAGUUACAGUUUAUAGGUGGUUACAGAGUCGGUGGCGCCUCUGCUCGGAUCGCCUUGUGUUACAUGGCCCUCGGUGACUUGAGUUGUUGGACACCGUUUAACGUCACUAGUGUGAGGGUCGUCUCUGGUGGUGGGUACACACGCUGUAGGUAGGUAGCCUGCCGCUGGAGGUAAAUAGGCAACAUUAUCUGUUUUAUUGAACCUAUUUUAUGUCCAGCAGCAGCAAGCAAAAUAUGCUUACGUUGGUGUGCAUUUGAGAAGGGAAAAAUUGGAAACAUUUUCCAUGUCAAAUGCUUCUCAUAGAGAAGCACUGGAUUGGCAGAUUGUAGUGAUAGCCAUGCAUGUACCAAAUGUCCACAAUGCUUCUCUGUGAAAACCGUUUGAUUGGAAAACAGCCAUCAGUGUAACUUCACAGAAGUAGGAUCAGGCUGCUGUGAGAUGUCAGUCUCGAUGGUGGCUGGAUUACAGGUAAUCUUAAUGGACCAAACUUCUGGAAUAAAAGGGAAUCAUGACAUGUCAGACAUGUCAUGUGUCCUUAAGGGGUUAAAAGGAUUAAAGAAAAUAAGUCCAGUAGGCUAAACGGAUAAAGCUACAUAGAUAUAAAAAAUAAUUUCUUUAUUAUCCUGUUUCUUUAAGAAGGAACAUAAUAAAAAAAAAAUAUAGAACAGCAUUAACAAAUAUCCCUUAAUAAGUGGAAAGAUUGUAUGGAUCCCAUCGGUCCAAUUUCAGACUUUAAAAAUCCUUUGGUGAAGAGGAUGUCCGCUUUAGGUGGCAGGUGUUUGGGGGUGCACAGAGAAACCCCCUUCCUCCAGAGCAAGCUCCUGCCUAUCAUCACGUUGCUUACAUGGGUGCCGCAUGGCAGGUGCCUGUUAUGUUGCUUUGCUGUCACUACUUGCAGUGCGGAUGGCAGUGUGGCUUCCGGGAUCUCACUGUACUAAUUUCCCAGCUUCCUUGCAUGCACUGCACUGUGGCUGGAGCCAGAAUAUGAUGUCACCCCAGCACUGGCAUUAGUACAGAGAGGCAGGGAGCUGGACUAUCAGCACAGAGACUGAUUUCAGGAGCUCCCCACUGGACCCCAGGGAUGAAGUUCCACUAUAGCUUCCUUCAAAGAUAAGAAAAUCGAAGCUGGGUGGCUUUCACUGUUAAAUUAUAAAUAAACUAACAGUAAAUAAAUAAUACAAUUAAGUGUGUGUAUAUGAGUAUGUGUUCAUGAAUGUGUGUAUAUAAGCCUGUGUGUGAGUAUAUGAAUGUGUGUGUUUGUAUAUAUGAAUAUCUGUGUGAAUAUGAAUGAGUAUGUAAUACAUAUUAGUACAUAACAAAAGGGGGUACUGGGGUGGUAUAGAAGGAGAACAAAAUUGUAUUAUUUUUGUUUGUUUUUACAUUUUGUGGGGUGCUGGGUGCCAUGUAACCAAUGUACUUUCCUGUCACACAGCAUGUGACAGCUCACUAUCAACCUGGCUUUAAUGACCAGUACCAGGGAUUGAUACAAUGUGGUGCAUUGACUUUACACUGAGGCAGCGGGCAGUAUGAGUAUGAGCGGAACCAAUAUCCAUAGGUGAACCCAAUAGUACUAUAGCUGGGAUUUAGUCCACUUAUUAAAAGGAGCAACUGCAUUCAUGAUUCAGAAACAGAUUGAAAACACAUUAGGCACACAGGAUCAGGCAGUACCAAGACCCAUAAACUUUAUGUAACCUUAUUCUAAAAUGACUCAUUAGAUGCCUCCAUGUGCACACCUACCAUCCCCCACUUCAUACUUACACAGGUAUGUGCAGGCAACCAAUUGCCAACUGUUUGUUUGUUUGUUUGUUUGUUUGUUUUAGUUAUUGGCUUUUUGGGUAUAGAAUGGUUUUGGUGAGAAAGCUUUCCAAAAUACAAUGUCUCUUCAUGCAUUAUACUCUGAUAUCCAGACAUCCACAGUGACUAAAUAACAGCCAGCAGUGAAGGAUCAGGUCAUUCACCAGACUAAACAAAAUAUGAAUGCUGUUAAAUCAUUCCGGCUUAUAUAAGGCAGAGUGACAUUUCAUUUAUAAAUAACAUACAUUCAACCUAUAUAUCUCUUGGUUUUAUUGUUUUUUGCUAACCUUACCAUUAUUCAUCUCAUUUUGAAAUGUAUUGCAUGUUUAACAUCAAUGGCAAAUUAAAAUGAAAAAAAUGACUACUGGAACAUUAUUAUUUAUUGUCUGCGUUUUUGUUUAAUGCUCAUGAUAAUGGAAAAUCUCUGAAUUAACCUCAUUCUUUAAUAAUUUAUCUAAAAAAAACACGGGAAAGUUAAUGCUGACAUGUUCAGCAUGCGGUAUGGGGGACACUUUAUAGGUUUUAUAGAGAAUUGACAGAUUCAUUGCAAAAUUUAAACUAAAAUAACCCAACUGACGAUAGCCAAGUUGGACUUUUUUUUUUCUGAUGAACUAUCUUCGCUUUAAUUUGUCAUUUGGGUUUCAAUUUACUCUGAUUCAGGUUCAGUGAAUAAAUUCCAGAGCGUUUUGGGUGACAAGAGGGAGACACAGGAAACAAAAUGAGAUGGGUUUUAUGUCAUAUUUCGUAUAUAAAGAGAGACUGAAAAAUAAUGGGUCCGUUUCUGCUAUAGGUAGAAAAUUAGACUUUAGGAAAGAUAAAAUGUAAAUUGGUUUGUAGAAAUUAAGUGGAUACCAUUAACAUAACGGGGAGCAAUGUUUGGGCUGAGAACUGGGAAAAUUUGAUGCUGUCUGCAUAUGGGAUAUAUGAUUAUUCUAUAUUUGAUUAAUGGUUGCAGAUUUCUGUAGACUUGUAUGCUAAGAUAUUCCUUUUUCUAAUGUCUUUGAAGAUGGCCUGAAGAGCGAUCUCGCACCUGUGAGCAUUUGGAGGACUUACUUUGUGGCAAAUGAAUGGAACGAAAUUCAGACUGUGCGAAAAACCAAUCCGCUCUUUCAAGUCAUCGCUGUACUAUUCUUCUUAGAGGUCAUAUUUCUUACCUUCUUAUCACGUUAUUUAAUUCAAGACAGGUCCAUCCAGUACUCUGAAGAAUCAUCUAUCGUUAUCCUAAUAAUAAGAAAGAUGGCUUACUCUCUUAUUGAUAUUUAUUUUAUUAAAAAAACAUAAAAGCUACACAUGCAUUUAACGUUAAGGGACACUAUAGGCACCCAGAACACAUCAUCUCAUUGAAGUGGUCUGUGUGCAGCAUCCCUGUUUCCUUAACCCUGCAAUGUAAAACAUGCUUACAUUCCUGUGUUAAGACCGCAUCUACUGACUGUCUACCAGACAUCCACUAGAGACGCUUCCUGCAGUUUCACAGAGUUUUACUCCAUGAAACAAUGCAGGAUGUCCUCACGCUUUGUAUGAGUACACCCAGCGUCUUGCAAACCCCCAUAGGAAAGCAUUGAUUCAUUGCUUUCCUAUGGGGAAUGCCUAAUGCGCAGUGCUUGCCACGCAUUAGGUUACCCCAUCGGCUGACAUUGGAGGAAGAGAAGCCUAAUCCGGCACCGAGAGACCUCAGUCUCAGGUAAGUUUUUAAAGUAUUUAACCCAUUACAUGCCUGGGAGAAAGGGUCAGGGAGGCAGAUGGACUCUAUAAUGUUUGGAAUUCCUUUGUAUUCCUAACAUUAUAGUGUUCCUUUAAUCUCAAUAAUCAAAGAUAAUAAGACAUAAACCUUUAGUGGUGAAUUCUUAUAAUGCUACGCUGUGGAAUGUAUAAUUUACUCUAAGGAAAGUUGCAAUAGGCAAAUUGAUUGAUAUAUUGAUAUACUUAAAGUUUGAUGUGUGAUUACACCCAUUUCUGGGCACUCUCAGUGUUAAGUGCAACCGCGCAAUGCUUAGCAUAAAAAUGCUGGUCAUAGUGUGGUCCAUUUACUAAACAGUGACUUGUGAUGAAUUGACUUCCAACCUGCAAAAUGUAAAAAAAUCUAUAACACUACCAUUGUAGCACACAUUUUACACUCUGGUUGUCCAUUUGCCAAAAUUCAUAGUAUACUGUAUAAAACGAUGCUGUGUCCUCUUAUUGUUGAUUUGUAGAAUAUGUGGCACACACCAUGUAAGCACAUUCUAAAAUGUUUAUUCACUUCUCAGAUCGCUGGUUUUAAAAACCUAGCAUUAAUGGACCCCUCAUCUAGUCUCUUAAAAAGUGCGGAUGAUUACAUAGCACCAUGGAGUCAGACACUAAGAUAUGGAGUGAUUACCGCACUCUGGCUCGCCAUUGGAUUAUUGCAGGUACUGUGUGCUUUGUUCAAAUAUUGGAAUGAUUUUUUCCCAGCACUAUCUAAUUAGUUCUUACUAUAUUAAAAUGUUUCUCAAAAGACCUGACACUCUUUAGCAUUUCCAUAAGACAUUUUGUUUGCUUUUUUUCAGGCUUUGUUCUUCUCUGUAGUUUAUGAAAGAUUUGUAGAAGACAAAAUCAGACAGUUUGUUGAUUUAUGUUCCAUGAGCAAUGUAAGUACAUUUGACAAUGUGUGUGUCUCAACCUUAACCCAUACAAAAUGACUGAGCCUACCAAUUGCUGCCUAUGCCAUCAAAUACAAUCUACUAUCCUCAUAUAUAAAGUUAUCAAAGAUUCUGCUCCUAAUCCAUUUCUCACCUUACACCUCUUUUGGCAUGAGCCAUAUACCCUCCCUAAGUAGACCCUUCAAUUAUUAUAGUUACAUAAACGGACUCUCUGUGGGGCCACAUGGGCAUUAACUACUGUUUAAUGUCUAGGUCAGAAACCGCCAAUCCUUAACUUUCUUACUACUGUUGGCUGAAUAUCGUGGGGAUUAUAGUCCAACAUUAGAUGGAUAGUUGUAUAGUUACUAGUGAGCUAUCUGUAUCUAUCGUAACUCAUAUAACAAAUUAAAGGAACUCUGCAGAGCUAGGAAUACAAACCUGUAUUUCUAAAGCUAUAUUGUCCCUGUCCCUAACUAGUUUAUUACCUCCCACCCCUCCCCCCCCUGUUCAUCAUAGAUAAUAUAAAAAUCUGAAGGGUUAUAAUUAAAGGACCAUUGCAUCCAGACCCCUUCAUUGAGAUAAAGUAGACUGGGUGACUUUAAUGAUCCUUUAACAAUAUGUACUGCAAAAUGUCUGAAAGGCUCAUAUCAAGUAAGCCCUACAUUAUAUUAGAAAACACUUGCGCAAAUUUCUGUUUCCAAGCUACAUAUUAAUGUCUGUGUGACCGAUUUUCAGGAUACUCGUUAGUUCUAAGAUACGUUUAUGCAAUCUGCAUUGCAAUCUGCCUCUUCUACUUAUUACACAGUCACAUGUUAAUUUGCAGUCCUCUCUAACGCUUUGGAACAUUUACAACCUGAUCAGCAGUUUGAGAUAUUUUCCCAUAGAUAUUGGAAAGGAUAUGCAGGAUAUAGAUUUAGUUUAAUAAAUAUUUAACCCCUUAAAGGACCACUAUAGUGCCAGGAAAACAAACUUGUUUUCCUGGCACUAUAGGGUCUUUGGGUCGUCGUCCCCCACCCUCAGGAUCCCGCUCCCGCUGGGCUGGAGGGGGAGGAAGGGGUUAAAUUCGUACCUUUCUCCAGCACCAGGCUCCCUCGACGCUGGGGACUCUCCUCCCUCUUCCGCCGAAUGCACAUGCGUGGCAAGAGCCGCGCACCCAUUCAAUCAGUCCAUAGGAAAGCAUUACUCAAUGCUUUCCUAUGGACGUUGGCAUCUUCUCACUGUGAAAAGCGCCUCUAGCGGCUGUCAAUGAGACAGCCACUAAAGGCUGGAUUAACCCUAAUGUAAGCAUAGCAGUUUCUCUGAAACUUGAGUUCAUUGAGUGGUCCUUUAAGGACACAUGAUGGAAAUAUUCCUUCACAAUUCCCUUUUAUUCCAGAAGUUGUGUCCUUAAGGGGUUAAAUGCUAAAGGCACAGCUUUGUGCAUAUAUACAUCUUCCCCUAACCUUUUGUGUUUCUUCCUGUUUGUAGAUAUCUGUCUUCAUAUUGUCACACAGAUGUUAUGGAUAUUAUAUUCAUGGUCGCUCUGUGCACGGCCACGCAGAUACCAACAUGGAAGAAAUUAAUAUGAAUUUAAAGAGAGAAGCGGUGAGAUGUACAUUGCUUUUAUUUGAUCCUUUUCCUGUUCUCUUUUCUUUUCUACAUUUUUUAUUGAUAAAUUAUACUACUCUUACACGUGGUCAUAAAGUAAUGGCUAUGUAUAUAAUGGACACAGGGCAAGCUCCUGCAAAAACUUUAACUGUUUCAGGUAUAAAACCAUUUUUCAUAAUGUGGAUUCCUAUAACUAAAUAACAGUGUAGGCAUUUAUUGUUUUCCAAGUGGACUAGAAUACCAAACUGUUUACGUAAUUGGAUACUAUAAGCUCAAAACAUCUACAGCUUAUUGUAAUGGUUAUUGGAAAUGCAGUCUUUGGCUGCAGUCUACCAGUUUUUGUGAAAUUGUUUUUGAGCAGUUUGACAAAAAUCUGUGAAUUCAAGGUGAAUUUCAAAUUAAAGGCCAAAGUAGCUGAACACAGAGAAUAUCAUUGCCAUGCAGAUUUGGGCGCUUCAUGUUUCCCUGUUGAAGCUGGUGAUUUCGAUCAUCUCCUGGUUUAUGCUUAGUUUCCUUUGAAACUUUAAUUCUAUGUGGGUUGAUUUGAUUGGCCCCCUAUUUUCUUAAAGCUUUAAUGCCAUUUCCGGGCGAGCAACACCCCCCCCCCCUUUGUUAAUUGCCACUAUCACUAUUAUCCAUAAGAAAGGGUAUUACCAAACUGAUAGUGGAAGCUGCCGCCCAAUCUUCCUCCUCAAUGAGGACUUAAAAUUAUUUGCAAAAAUCCUGACUACUCAAUUAAAGCCUCAUAUCCCAACUCAGACCAGUUAUGAUUUUUGCAUGGAAUGAAAGCUUGCUGCAAUACGAUGAGGGCAGUGGGCCUGCUUCCGGGGUUGGUCCCUGGGACUCCCUUAUCACUCUUACUCUCUACUGACACAGAUAAAGCAUCUGACAGAGUGGAUUGGGGCUACCUCAGGGAGUCCUCCUAAAUAAGCAGCUUGGGCCCAUCUAUAAGAAAUUGUCCUGAUAUGGCAUACCUCAGACAUCAUUCAAAGUAAAGGGAUAUCACUCUGCCCCAUUCUCCCUCUGGAUACAGACCUGCCCCAUGUCACCCUUGCUGUUCAUCUUGGUGUUUGAGCCUUUUCUUAAUGCAAACAAGUCCAGCGAGAGCUUCAGGGGUUCUGCACAGGCGGUGUCUAAAAUAAGGUGGCUGCCUUUGUGGACGAUAUAUUGUUUUUUUUAAUCGAAGGCCCUCAUCCACCCUGCCAGCCCUUAUCUCUGCUGUCCUUGAACUUAUGGUUAAACAGAGAAUGAGGGAAAAUUGCUAACAUACAAACAUCACAUUUUUUUCUGUUAUGCACACACUAUACUAUAGAAGUAUAGUCUUACAGACACCUUUAUUUUAGCAUAAUUGAUCUUUAAUUUCUAUUUUUAUUGCUAGAGAAAGACGAACACAUUCUAACAAAAACUAUCUGAUUGGAAUUAUGGGGUCAAGGAGGAUUUUUUUUCUCCUUUUUGUGGCAUAAUUGGAAAUGGCUAAAAAAUUGCCUUCUUUUGGAUCAACACCAUAAAUCAAGGUUGAACUCGAUGGACUUUGGGCUUUUUUUUAACCUAGAUAACUGUAACUAUGCAACUAAAUGUACGUCUACAUGUAUUCACGUUAAUCUUUAAUUUACCAAUGUGCCCAUAAUUAUAAUAAGGUUAUUAAUAUGUCAUUCUGUGGAUUUGCAGGAGAAUAUGUGCAGUCAACGAGGUUUGCAACCCAAUAAUGAUAUCCAGACGUUCCAGAUUUCAAUUUGUAACAGAAUGAGAAUACAGUUCGACCGCGUGCAUGCCAAUAUAACAAAGGUAGUAUUACAGAGAUAUGGAUACAAACAGAAAAAUAUCUUAAUGGUACUGACGUAAUCUGACAGGGAAAUUAAUUUAAUACAUUUAUUGUUUUGCUCUGUUUUAUGUUUUUCUUUAGUGAACCUGUCAUGGCAGGUUCGCUUCAACAUAAAUCCACCCAAAUGCAUUGAAUACCUGAUAUAUCACAGAAAACCAUACUACAUUUAUUGUAAAAUUCUAAGAUACUAACUCAACUCUCCUCUGAUCCAGCAUCACCAUGUCCUCACGUUCAUGGGUGUUUCACUUCUGUAACACGGACUUCCUAUCCGACUGCACUCCAUCCACUCUUUUCUUUCUUGCACUCUCAUUAUCCUCUCAUUUCCCUGCUUGAUGACGUUUGAAAGAGUAAGCCUCUUUCAUGACGCUGAAAUGCUGGCUUUCAUUACCAGUGUGCCAUCAUCUGAUGAGAGUAACGUCAGCUACUCCAUUCAUUUACUCACUAGCCAGCGCUAGCAGUGUAGGCUAGGGAGAUACAUAGCAACCACAGAGCAUGUGAGGUUACUUAUAUGCUUGGAGAACAGCGGGACCACCUAUGGGAUGUUUCUUCUGCUCUCCUUGUCACUCAAUUCCUAAGAACAGGAAUCUAUGCCAAAGAAUUGAUUGACAGAUGUGUGAAAGACCUUUUUUUUAAAGAGUAUUUGUUUCAAUCUAUACAUUUGCUAGCAAUGUAUAGAUAGCAUUAAGAGCUUUCUCAUUUGAGCCAUAGUUAAUACCAUAGUACCACGACAAUUACACUUUGAUAAAUAUAUAAUUAUUAUUAAUUUUUUUUUUUAGAAGCUAAUUUUAUUUAUGGUUACAUUUUUAUAAAUUUAAAAUCUAUGUAUACCCAAACAAAGGAGAAAACAAAGUAUUCAUGACAAGAACUGUUUUGUUCAAGAGCAUCCUUAACAUCAUUUUUUUAAAGGAUACUGAAAGCUCUCUUUUCAAGACAUACAUAAAUGUAUAGUUAAUACAAAGAGAAAGUUAUCUGCGCUCUGGCCCAAAUCCCCAUGUACAUUUAAACAAAAUGGAGGCUCUUUAGUUUUAUUCCAAUGGCCAUUUGAAUAAAUAAGCUCACCUGCCACAUCAAGGCAAGCCUCAAUAGGUGAGUUCCUACACUAGCCAUUAGAUUUGCUGAUAUCAGCCAAGAAUCUCCAGAAAGACAGGAAGGGGUAUUUUAUAAACCCUUUCACAUUUAACCCUUUAUAGGGCUUCUACACAUACAAUAAACUUUGCAAGUAUCAGACAAAGGUAAAUGUCUCUAAUGAGACAAGAAGGGGUGUUUUAUAAACCCCUACAUACUUAUUAUUCAAAGCUGAAAAAUAUAAAAACAAAUUAUGUUGGGUAUCCAGGUUUAACAGUAAUAAACCUAAAGUUUCUAAACAAAAGUAUAUAUUUUCCAAUACAUACACCACAAAUUAUUUAGUUGGCGUCUUUAGUUUUGAAAGAUGGAAACAUGAUGCUUGGCUUAUGUCUCACUUUUUGGCGGGUGAGUAGGCCACUGCUUUAAAUUUCUAUCAUAGCGGGGUUUUUUUUUUUUUUUAAUGGGGUAUGUUCCAGAUUUACCCUUAUAUUUCACUAAAUCAAGAAGAGAGAUUUUGAACCCUUAAAAAACAAGCUAACUCUUUGUUCACUGUGUUAUACAGACCAAUUGGUUGACUUGUUUUUUUUCCAUAUGUUUUUUUUGUGGAAAUAGCAUUAGGGGAAGCGGUAUAGGCUCCUUAUUAUAAUGUAAGCCUUCCUGCUCACUCACGAUCGCUGCAAGUGAGCAGAGAGUCUGGGGAGCAGACUGUGUGUGCCUGUAAGCAUUUCUUGACAUAUCUUUGAUGUCUUCAGCUACUCCUAGAAUCUGUGUCUGAUUAAUUAGAAUAACCUAAAUCUGUAUUUAGACAUUCCAAAAACAAAUGAUAUGUGAAAAUGAGAUGCAUUUAAAAAUGUUGUUUUUCUGUUUUGUUAAAAAGGAUAUAUACAGGGCUAUAAAACGAAUGUAAAAGUAAUUGCUUACUCAUCCACCGUAAUAUAUAUAUAGCCCUUUCCAUAAUUAUGUCGUUAGUUCUUCAGUACACAUUAAUAAUAACUUGGGAUGUCACAAAAUAGCCUGAUAGUGGUUAAUACUAAGGAUUCUGGCAAGCAAGCACAUAAAAUGUUCUAAUGCAUGGAUUCUUUCACCAGAGGUCAUCAGACGCACCCAUAAUAUGACAUGUAGUGACUUUAUAUAUUAAAUUGUACUGUUUUCAAAGUUUAACAAAAGUUUUAGUCGAGCCUUAAUUAGAGGGUGAACAAUCUAGUGGUAGUAGGAGAAAAUGGGGGGUAACCCCUAAUAUAUAUAUCUCAAACAGCAAAAAAAUUGGAAAUAAAACAAAAAGAAAAAAUUGUAGUAACAAAAACUUCCUGGCAAAACGCGCGCAUCAGGGGCUCAGGACAUCUAAUCGGUAAUUGCCAAGAUCUGCACUGACAGAAUACUAAUCUAGUGUAUAGACGUCCUGCACAUUUUUAGGGAUAUAGCAGUCCAAAGAUCGACUAUUUACCUUUACUUAUUACUAAUUUGAAGUGGUGGGAAUAAGACAGAAUAGACAGGUUUUUUAUUAAGGGGUGCCCUCAAAGGCACAUGAGAUAAGAAUCUUUUACCUUGAAGGUUCCCUCCAAAGAACUAUAGACCAGCUAUAUUAGCUUACUGAUUUUAGUACCCUUGUGUUGCUUCUUACAAUGUUAACUAUACAAUAGGAGCUCAGAAAUACAGCAGGUCUGUUCUAAAGAAUAAAACCAGUUUUUUCUUUUACUGAUACAUUUUUCUGAUCUGUCUGCACUAUUCUAUGUAAGAGAUUCAGGUCUAUUUAGAACCAACCUGACAAGAUAUUUUAUAAAUCAAAGACUGCUACUUUGUAACGAUUGUAUACACAGCACGAGAAAUGUAUCUUUAUUAACAGCACAGAGAAAAGUCUAUCUGCCCUUGUGUAACUGCUAAACAAAACAAUUUGAGCAUUGCAUCCUAAGUUAGUAAUAACUCAGUAAUAAUUGUAACUGCUUUAUAUGACUAAAGGAGGCACCUCAGGACUGAUUAUCUCCUUUAAUCAUUUUGAUUGAUAUUGGCUAAAUACAGUUAGGUCCAUAAAUAUUGGGACAUCGACACAAUUCUAAUCUUUUUGGCUCUAUACACCAACACAAUGGGUUUGAAAUGAAACAAACAAGAUGUGCUUUAACUGCAGACUUAUAGCUUUAACAUGAGGGUAUUUACAUCCAAAUCAGGUGAACGGUGUAGGAAUUACAACAGUUUGUAUAUGUGCCUCCCACUUUUUAAGGGACCAAAAGUAAUGGGACAGAUUAACAGUCAUAAAUCAAACUUUCACUCUUUAAUACAUGGUUGCAAAUCCUUUGCAGUCAAUUACAGCCUGAAGUCUGGAACGCAUAGACAUCACCAGAUGCUGGGUUUCAUCCCUGGUGAUGCUCUGCCAGGCCUCUACUGCAACUGUCUUCAGUUCCUGCUUGUUCUUGGGGCAUUUUCCCUUCAGUUUUGUCUUCAUCAAGUGAAAUGCAUGCUCAAUCGGAUUCAGGUCAGGUGAUUGACUUGGCCAUUGCAUAACAUUCCACUUCUUUCCCUUAAAAAACUCUUUGGUUGCUUUUGCAGUAUGCUUCGGGUCAUUGUCCAUCUGCACUGUGAAGCGCCGUCCAAUGAGUUCUGAAGCAUUUGGCUGAAUAUGAGCAGAUAAUAUUGCCCGAAACACUUCAGAAUUCAUCCUGCUGCUUUUGUCAGCAGUCACAUCAUCAAUAAAUACAAGAGAACCAGUUCCAUUGGCAGCCAUACAUGCCAACGCCAUGACACUACCACAACCAUGCUUCACUGAUGAGGUGGUAUGCUUUGGAUCAUGAGCAGUUCCUUUCCUUCUCCAUACUCUUCUCUUCCCAUCACUCUGGUACAAGUUGAUCUUGGUCUCAUCUGUCCACAGGAUAUUGUUCCAGAACUGUGAAGGCUUUUUUAGAUGUUGUUUGGCAAACUCUAAUCUGGCCUGUUUUUGAGGCUCACCAAUGGUUUACAUCUUGUGGUGAACCCUCUGUAUUCACUCUGGUGAAGUCUUCUCUUGAUUGUUGACUUUAACACACAUACACCUACCUCCUGGAGAGUGUUCUUGAUCUGGCCAACUGUUGUGAAGGGUGUUUUCUUCACCAGGGAAAGAAUUCUUCGGUCAUCCACCACAGUUGUUUUUCCAUGGUCUUACGGGUCUUUUGGUGUUGCUGAGCUCACCGGUGCGUUCUUUCUUUUUAAGGAUGUUCCAAACAGUUGAUUUGGCAACACCUAAUGUUUUUGCUAUCUCUCUGAUGGGUUUGUUUUGUUUUUUUCAGCCUAAUGAUGGCUUGCUUCACUGAUAGUGAAAGCUCUUUGGAUCUCAUAUUGAGAGUUGACAGCAAGAGAUUCCAAAUGCAAAUAGCAUACUUGAAAUGAACUCUGGACCUUUUAUCUGCUCCUUGUAAAUUGGAUAAUGAGGGAAUAACACACACCUGGCCAUGGAACAGCUGAGCAGCCAAUUGUCCCAUUACUUUUGGUCCCUUGAAAAGUGGAAGGCACAUAUACAAACUGUUGUAAUUCCUACACCGUUCACCUGAUUUGGAUGUAAAUAGCCUCAUAUUAAAGCUGAAAGUCUGCGGUUAAGGCACAUCUUGUUCAUUUCAUUUCAAAUCCAUUGUGUUGGUGUAUAGAGCCAAAAAGAUUAGAAUUGUGUCGAUGUCCCAAUAUUUAUGGACCUGACUGUAUACUAUACAAUCCACUUUGUAAAUAGGAUCUGUACUGGUAUCUUACAAACAGAUUUGGGACCACUUACCCUAUUUUAAUAUUGCUUGUCACACUUGCUAUAUUUUAUGCAUUAACAUAUUAAAAGUUAAAUUUUAUUAAUAGACAUAUUAAGACUCAAUUUAGAUAUAUUUUUUCCUAACCUCUGGUGACACCUACUGGUAGUUUUUUGUUACUACAAUUUUUUAUUUUUGUUUUAUUUCCAAUUUUUUUGCUGUUUGUGUUUUCAAAGUUUGUUUGUUUUUUUCAUUUGUUUUAGAGGAACGGCCCUUCUAGGUUUUUGCAAUCAUCUUCAACUACUUCUGAACAGAGCACAAAGGCAUACCAUACCAUGAAUAAAUUCCUUAGCUCCUUUAUUGAUCAUGUAAGUACCAAAUGAUUUAUGCCUGAAUAUAACGCAAACAAAGAAACCGCUUGAUGCCGUAGCAACAGUAUUGUUUGUUGAUGACAAUGAUCUAAAAAACAUUUUAUACAGAUUAGAGUGCCAGAGGAUUGGACUUCAGAAUGAGUAGAAAAGAUUAUACACAAAUAUUGAUCAUAAAUGAUAUAUUGUCAUAAAUUAAGAGGUCUUGUAACUAUCAGUGAAGCUACUCUAUUUCAAUUUAUCUGCUAUGUUAUUUUAACAGUGAUGUCAAUUUGUGUGUGUGUGUGUAUGUCUUGGUUUAUUAAGGUUAUGCAGGUGCAUAUUAGUCUAUGCCUUUAUAAAAUAUAGUAAUAUAUCUGCAGUAUGUAUCUUGCCAACACAGAGAGGUGGUAUUUUAGACACGAUUGGAUGUCUGUUGUUCCUCACUUGAUGCUUGUCGUAUUAAAUACAUAAUAUAUGUAGAUGCUGACCCUCAAUCUAGUUACAUAUUUUUUCAUCCAAAUGUAGUACAAGUGGAAGUGCAGUUAGCGACUCGUAAAGUACUCAAUAUGGCAUAUGGUCUUUGCAGUAAAAGGUUCUCUACAAGUCCCAGUAUAACUAAAUUGCAUCUGAAUGUACAUGUAUAAAUGACCAAGGAUGUAAUUGUCCUACAACUCACAUACAAUUUUAUCUGAAAAAGGACAAGUACAUUUUAUUAAUCUUUUUUUUUUUUACUAGUCCACAAGUUUGUCCAAUACAAUUUAAGCACUCUAUUAACAUUUUGUUUAUAAAAUGCAGGCGUUUAAGGAUAUGGAUUACUUUGUAAAAGAUAAAUUAUUUCUGGAACGAAUGCUCAGCAUGGAAUUUAUGGAACCUAUGGAUAAAAGCAUCUUCUAUAAUGGUACAGUAUGGAUCUUUCUACUUAAUUUUGCUAUGAGCAUGUAUGCUCAAAUCUCAUUUAAUUAAAGAAUGAGCUAAGACAUUCUGCUUGAGAAUUAUAUGUGUCACUCACAUUACUGAAUGCAUUUAGUUACUGUCUCAUUAGCAAAUGAUUGCAUGUGCAUUAAUUACAUAAUGCAAAUGGGAAUCAGCACGUUCCAUAGAUCUCAUAUUAUAGCUUUUACCAUUCCUCUUGCAACAAAGCACUUGGGAUUUGCAACUCUGAGAUUAAUCUGUAUAAAUGUAAACUCCUUUGCAGUUCUGUUUCUUACAUUGAAGGUCAUUCUACAUCCUCAUAUGCUACAAAGAUGUAUGUUCCCAGCUGCACUCCAGCAGUGAAGAGCAGUUGUUUGUUUUAUAAGCAGUGUGCUGAUGCUUGUAUGUAUCAUAUAUAAUCUUUGGCACCCUAUUAAUAUACUCUUGUUCAGCAAAGGCUUUAUUUUACAUAUUUUUUUAAAUAAUAUUAUGCCCCUAUCAUUUUAACCCUGCAACUGAAAAUAUUGUUAUUUUACAGAAAGGGCAAUGUUUACAUUGCAGGGUUAACAUGCCUCUAGUAGCUGUCAAGUGCUUUCACCCCAAAAGCCAGGUUAAAUCGUCUAUUCAAACAGAUGGUCUCGUAGAGGCCAUUUAUUGGCCGUGCAUGCGCACUAGCCUCCUAAUGUUUUCCUACUGCUAUAGUGUUCCUUUAACCCCUUACGACCAAACUUCUGGAAUAAAAGGGAAUCAUGACAUGUCACACAUGUCAUGUGUCCUUAAGGGGUUAAUAAGCUUUCCAGAUGAUUCAAUGCGGUGAGCAAAACUUUCAAAAUGAUUUAUUUAUUUAUGGUAAUUUUUCUAGAUAAAUCAUUUGGAACAUUUUUCUAACAGUAUUAAAUUACUUGGAAAGUUUAUUAAAUUAAUGUCUAAAUAGCAAGCUGCUCAGAUAAAGCAGAAAAUAUACUUCCACUUGUCCACAUAAACUUGAUGGCAAUAAAAGACUGUGAUCUCUGGUAGCGGGUUAGUCCAGUGCUUAUAGCCUUUUAUUGCCUUUUAUGGUUGGACCCAAAGACUUAUUGCAUCAUUACAGCCUUAGUGCUUAUUUUAAACCAUCACCUUUAUUUAGUCACAAUAACAUUCAGAUUAUGGAACGGCCAUGCUGCAUACAGGCCAUGUUUAAAGCUUUUUGCAGCAAUAGCUGCGUAUGCAUAAGAAAAUAUCAACACUUUUUUCCCUACCACAACUCUAUUGGUAUGUACUUUACAAGUAACGCCAAGCCUCCAUAGCAAGACGGUAAUCAAUCUCAUGCUGAUGAGUUGCAUUAACAACAAAAUGGCUGUCCAUAAGUGGUUCACUGGCUUUGCUCCUCUUCCCGAGUUGUGUUUCAAAGCUGUUGUGUACAAGUGGAAUUAUGAGGCAAAAAUGUGGUUCUUUGUUGAACUAAUUUGCAUAUGCCUACCCAGAAUCCCGUGCAGUAGUGAGAGCACUGUUAAAGUGAGAUUUCUGUGGGAAAAGGAAUAAACCACUGGUAACUAUAACAAUACAAAGAUGUGGGCAGCUACAUACAGAAACAAGUGACUUGCAGAGAAGAAACUCAAAAUAUAAAGUAUAUAGUAUGUGCGCUCCUAAAUUAUAUACAAAACUAAAACAACUGUUUCUAUAGAAAAACGGACAUAUCUUUAAUAGAAAAUAAAACCAACAGAUAAAAUAACGAGAUUCUGCUAAACUCCUUACUCCUCUCUAAAGCACUCAGUCUCUGUAUAGAGGCACUUCUCAUAUACAAGUGAAUCCUAAUAGUUCUAAAUAGGUAGAUGUUGAAUACCCCAAUCACAGCAUACUGUGGCAACAGAUUGUGCUAAAUAAUCAAAAUACAAGGCUUGAUUUAUGGGACAAACAGAUACAUUUUGAUAUUUAGAUAUACCAAAAUACAAGUAGUACAGUCUCAAUAGAUGUCACCUUAAAUAGAAAAAUCUGUUAAAGAUAUAUCUCCUCCAAAAAGACCGGAGAGAUAUAUACUCUAGAGACUAAAGAACGAGAGAUAACUCUAAAGACCACAAUCCCAUAGGAUGUCAAAACUAUUAACGAAAAAAAACAAUAAAUAAAUAAAAAUGAAUAGUUAGGUCACCAAAACACUUCAAGCCGGGAAUGUUGCAACAGUAUUAUUAAAUGAAGACUCGUGUAGCAACCCAGCGUGAAGAGUUAAAAAGUGUCAAUAUGUAACAAAUAUGAAACACCUAAAUGUAAUAACAAUAAGCCAAGUGAUGGAAACUAAGAAACUAGUUUCAAUGAGGGCUGCUAGUCAUUGCUGAGCGCUCAGUAGUGAUGUAACACUUGUAAAUGGACAGACAUACUUUAUAUUUAGAGUUUCUGUGGGAAAAGCAAGCCUUAUGGCUUAACUGAUGUGUGUAUUUGUGUUUAGCAAUGUUUUAACUAUCCACUUACUUCAGAUGGAAGGGGUUUUCAUCCACACUUUUCUCCCCACCACAACUCUUUUGGUAUGUAUGAAAAAUACCAAAAUAGAUCCCAAUGCCAAGAAAAGUGUAUCCUUUCAAAAAUAGGUUUAGUUACUAGUGUAUAAAACGGUGCGAAAAUAUAGAAAAUAUAUAAUAAAAAUAUAUAUAAAUAUAUAUUUAUUUUCCUUCUUACAGAUCUGAAACAUUCUUUCAGCAAUGUUCUGUUCUAUGGGAAUGAGUCAACUCUUCUUGUCUUUGACAUGCUGUUUUUCUGUGUAGUUGAUAUUGCAUCACAAAAUUUUGUUUUGGCAGCAAUACUCACAUAUCUUCAAAGUGAGGUAAGUUUUUUUUUUUUUGUUAGGGGGUGGGGUUGGGUGAAGGGUUGACUGUCGUAUUACAACCUUUAUCUUUUUUAAGUAAAAUUAAGAAAUAAUUAGCAUAACGUUGACAUACCAUUAAAUGCAAUAAAACAUAACCCUCCCCUAUAAUGUAGUUUGCCUGUACAGCAAAACUAUUACUCAAACCAAUUUUCAAAUUAUAGCAAUCAACCUUUCUUUGUGUGGUUUUUAUGUAUAUUUUUUUUAAAUGUGCUGUUUCCUUGGACUGUUUAUGUUCAGUGUAUAAGCAGUACCAAAGGUUUUGAUAUGUAACUAAUUUAGGCAGUGUUGGAUAUUCUGUGAAAUAUAUAUAUAUAUAUAUAUAUAUACAGUAUCUCAAAAAAAUUAGUACACCCCUCACAUUUUUGUAAAUAUUUUAUUAUAUCUUUUCAUGUGACAACACUGAAGAAAUGACAAUGUGCUACAAUGUUAAGUAGUAAGUUUACAGCCUGUAUAACAGUGUAAAUUUGCUGCCCCCUCAAAAUAACUCAAUACACAUCCAUUAAUGCCUAAACCGUUGGCAACAAAAGUGAGUACACCCGGAAGUGGAAAUGUCCAAAUUGGGCCCAAUUAGCAGUUUUCCCUCCCCCGGUGUCAUGUGACUCGUUAGUGUUACAAGGUCUCAGAUAUGAAUGGAGAGCAGGUGUGUUAAAUCUGGUGUUAUCGCUCUCACACUUUCUCAUACUGGUCACUGGAAGUUCAACAUGGCCCCUACUCACAAAGAACUCUCUGAGGAUCUGAAAAAAAGGAUUGUUGCGCUACAUAAAGAUGGGCUAGACCAUACAGCAGUUUCACAGGACAUGUUCCACUUAGAACAGGCCUCGCCAUGGUUGACCAAAGAAGUUGAGUGCACGUGCUCCGCGUCAUUUCCAGAGAUUGUCUUUGAGAAAUAGAAGUAUGAGUGCUGACUGCAUUGCUGCAGAGGUUGAAGGGGUGGGGGGUCAGCCUGUCAGUGCUCAGACCAAACACUGCACACUGCAUCAAAUUGGUCUGCAUGGCUGUUGUCCCAGAAGGAAGCCUCUUCUAAAGAUGAUGCACAGGGAGCCCGCAAACAGUUUGCUGAAGACAAGCAGACUAAGGACAUGAACUACUGCAACCAUGUCCUGUUCUCCGAAAAGACCGAGACAAACUUAUUUGGUUCAGAUAGUGUCAAGCGUGUGUGGCGGCAACCAGGUGAAGAAUAUUUCCUUUCAAGACUUGAUGAAAAUAUAUUUUAAAAUGGUGUUGAGGUGACAGUUUUCAUUUGAAGCGCACUCGCCAUCUGAUAAUGACAUCACCACUGGGGGUCCGGUGGCCAUAGAGUGCAGAAAAAAGGGAGAUUUACUUACCUGAAUGUAACGGAUCGCCUGGCACCCCGACUGGGUACCUCCGUUGAAAGAUGGUCCUAGCGCUUCCUGAGGACUCCAAGCACUGCAGCAGACGCCACAAUCACCGAACCAGAGAAGCGUGUACCUUCUCUCAAGCAUAUGAAUGCUGUAGACAGUUGAAUAGGAACCAUACGAAUAGGUUUACUCUCCUAGCAGUCAAACUGGAACAGCAUACAAUAAAUCCUUCCCCCAAUAAUGAGACGACACUUCACUUUGAGGGUUAAAACAGGAACUCCCUGUACUGUCACAUACAGUCUCUUUUAUUCCCAAUCCACAAACAUAGUACAGCCCACAGGGCGUUACAAAACAACCAAUCACAUCACAGUUACAUCCCACAUAUUCCCUCCCCUUAUCCUGAGAGGAAACUCAAUUAUACAUACAGUUAAAACAUACUUUCUACCCAACUUUCAUAACUCCAAAACCAUACAUCACAUUCACAUAAAAUUACAUAUUCACAAUCAAUCCAUUCAGGGGAACAACAUAUUCAAAAAUGGCACAAAUCAGACAAGGGGUUCAAAAGUUAGUAAAAAGUCCUUUGUGACUAAAUGAAGCAUGGCUUUCUGGCCCAAACCAGUUUCAGAGUCUUCUAUCCUGGAGAGUAAUUCAAUUAUCUCCCAGGACAGACACAAGACUCCAUUAAGCACAUGGUUGCAAAAAGACACAAAACACUUUAAAAUACAUAAAGUCACAUUUACACAUAACACACAGACAUUUCACAUAUCCCCAGAUAGCUGGGAUCUGAGUGCACAUUAUUAGAUGAAUGGCACUCAGAUCACACAAAUAAGCCUUUCUGCAGGGGAAAUAAACAGUUUAACCUGCAGGGCCAUAGUCCAAAGGGAGCAGGCGAGCAACCAGGCUUCUCCAGUUCACAGUGGCGAGGUUGGUUUCGCCACACUUCUCCCCUUUACCAACUAGACUAACAGGGUAUCUGACCUCCUGCCGGUCAGUGCCCUGGUUAGUCCAGCAACCCACCCACAAAACAGAAACAGCAGUACAGCCCACCCACAAUAACUGGUUACUACACCUGGGUAGAGGAAAACUUUGUCCAUGUCCAGGUGCCUCACCACGACUGUGUGGGCAACUGUUAGGCUGCCUUGGUGGGUUGCUGAGUGGGCAGAGACCAGCGGUACUCUGCCCUGAUGCCAGUGCUACCACGGAAGUAGCCUGGUGGGAGCCUGGUUGUGGGAGGGAGAGACCGACUGUCUCCCCUCUGGAUACACCGCUCUGUGGCUGGGGAACAGGACCGACUGUCCCUACCCCUUGUGCUGUAAGUGCAGAGACUACAGUCCCAUCUGCACUGUUGGGGGGUGUAACAUCUCCCCUUGCUGGGUUAGGCUGCCGCUGGAGAGAGGGUGUAACAAGCUCCUCUCUCUGAACUGUAAACUGCCGCUGGGGAGAGGGGGUAUCAGGCUCCUCUCCCUGACACUCUCUCUGCUGGUGGAGAGGGGGACCAGCUGUCUCCCCUUUCAUUAUUUUGUCCUGUGGUUGGGGUGCGAGACUGACGGUCUCUGCUCCCUGCAGGACACUCUGCCGCUGGGGAGGAAGGACGGCACCUUCAGCUCCCUGGGGUACACACUGCCGCUGGGGAGGAAGGACUGCACCUUCAGCUCCCUGGGGUACACACUGCCGCUGGGGAGGAAGGACUGCACCUUCAGCUCCCUGGGGUGCACACUGCCGCUGGGGAGGAAGGACUGCACCUUCAGCUCCCUGGGGUACAUACUGCCGCUGGAGAUCUGGGCCGACCGCCCAGCAUCCCUGUAGGGCCGGUUGAGAGACCGCCGUCCCAUCUCCACCUGCCAUCUGUGGGUCUGCCCAGGACCAGUCUGUGAGGUCCCUCAACAUUUGCGAGUAAGGACCACCUGCUUCCGCACCUGGCAACUCCGGCUGCUGCUGGGGAUCUGGGCCGGUCCCAUCUCCACAUGCCUGUUGUGGUUCCUCACAGGACCAGUCUAUGAGGACCCCUACUUCGGGUUCCUGCGGCCGCCUCAGGGGGAGACGGCUAGCCUCCUCGGAUGCAGCCUCUACUCGGCUGCUGUAACACUCCUUCCGCUGAGCAUACUCUCUCUCUUUCGCCCGCCGGAAUUCUCGGGCCAGCCUUGUGUUUCGCUCGGCCGUGACCUGGUUCCAGAUCACCCGGCGUACCUCCAUGGCUAAAUCAUCCCCAUACUCGGCCACUCGCUGCCUCACCUCGGCCAUCCAAUCAUCGCCAGAGCCUUCCAUACUUGUCUGCUCCAAGUCGCUGGAUACCUCUGCUCCCAGGGUCGCUGCACGUGUGCUAGCGUUGCCCUCAAUUUGUAAAUCCAAACAAACUGUGUCUCUGAGCUGCUUUACCUCGCACUAGGACGCCAUCCCACCGCUGCCACCAAUGUAACGGAUCACCUGGCACCUCGACUGGGUACCUCCGUUGAAGGAUGCUCCUAGCGCUUCCUGAGGACUCCAAGCACUGCAGCAGACACCACAACCACCGAACCGGAGAAGCAUAUGAAUCCUCUUAAGCAUAUGAAUGCUGUAGACAGUUGAAUAGGAACCAUACGAAUAGGUUUACUCUCCUAGCAGUCAAACUGGAACAGCAUACAAUAAAUCCUUUCCCCAAUAAUGAGACGACACUUCACUUUGAGGGUUAAAACAGGAACUCCCUGUACUGUCACAUACAGUCUCUUUUAUACCCAAUCCACAAACAUAGUACAGCCCACAGGGCGUUACAAAACAACCAAUCACAUCACAGUUACAUCCCACAUAUUCCCUCCCCUUAUACUGAGAGGAAACUCAAUUAUACAUACAGUUAAAACAUACUUUCUACCCAACUUUCAUAACUCCAAAACCAUACAUCACAUUCACAUAAAAUUACAUAUUCACAAUCAAUCCAUUCAGGGAAACAACUUUUUAAAAAAUGGCACGAAUCAGACCAGGGGUUCAAAAGUUAAGGGAAAGUCCUUGGUGACUAAAUGAAGCAUGGCUUUCUGGCCCAAACUAGUUUCAGAGUCUUCUAUCCUGGAGAGUAAUUCAAUUAUCUCCCAGGAUAGACACAAGACUCCAUUAAGCACAUGGUUGCAAAAAGACACAAAACAUUUUAAAAUACAUAAAGUCACAUUUACACAUAACACACAGACAUUUCACAUAUCCCCAGAUAGCUGGGAUCUGAGUGCACAUUAUUAGAUGAAUGGCACUCAGAUCACACAAAUAAGCCUUUCUGCAGGGGAAAUAAACAGUUUAACCUGCACGGCCAUAGUCCAAAGGGAGCAGGCGAGCAACCAGGCUUCUCCAGUUCACAGUGGCGAGGUUGGUUUCGCCACACUGAACCUGUCCGACAAGGGCGCUGCCAUCCUCUUCCAUCCGCUUUUCUUCAGCCCGUGGCACUUCAGCUGCCAGGAGCCGACUUCAGCUCUGUACUCUCGAUUCAGUGAAAUUCCAGCACAGUCAGUCUGAGUAUUUCAUAAGGAUUCAAUGUUUAUGAAAUACUCAUUUUUGAUGAGUCAUUUCCAGAGAUUGUCUUUGGGAAAUAGAAGUAUAAGUGCUGUCUGCAUUGCUGCAGAGGUUGAAGGGGUGGGGGGUCAGCCUGUCAGUGCUCAGACGAUACGCCGCACACUGCAUCAAAUUGGUCUGCAUGGCUGUUGUCCCAGAAGGAAGCCUCUUUUAAAGAUGAUGCACAGGGAGCCCGCAAACAGUUUGCUGAAGACAAGCAGACUAAGGACAUGAACUACUGGAACCAUGUCCUAUGCUCCGAAAAGACCGAGAUAAACUUAUUUGGUUCAGAUGGUGUCAAGCGUUUGUGGCGGCAACCAGGUGAGGAGUAUUUCCUUUCAAGACUUGAUGAAAAUAUAUUUUAAAAUGGUGUUGAGGUGACAGUUUUAAUUUGAAGCACACUCGCCAUCCGAUAAUGACAUCACCACUGGGGGUCCGGUGGCUAUAGAGUGCAGAGAAAAGGGAGAUUUACUUACCUGAACCUUUCCGACAAGGGCGUUGCCAUCCUCUUCCAUCCGCUUUUCUUCAGCCCCUGGCACUUCAGCUGCCAGGAGCCGACAUCAGCUCUGUACUCUCGAUUCAGUGAAAUUCCAGCACAGUCAAUCUGAGUAUUUCAUAAGGAUUCAAUGUUUAUGAAAUACUCAUUUUUGAUGAGUCAUAUCCAGAGAUUGUCUUUGGGAAAUAGAAGUAUGAGUGCUGCCUGCAUUGCUGCAGAGGUUGAAGGGGUGGGGGGUCAGCCUGUCAGUGCUCAGACCAUACGCCGCACACUGCAUCAAAUUGGUCUGCAUGGCUGUUGUCCCAGAAGGAAGCCUCUUCUAAAGAUGAUGCACAGGAAGCCCACAAACAGUUUGCUGAAGACAAGCAGACUAAGGACAUGAACUACUGGAAGCAUGUCCUGUGCGCCGAAAAGACCAAGAUAAACUUAUUUGGUUCAGAUGGUGUCAAGCGUGUGUGGCGGCAACCAGGUGAGGAGUACAAAGACAAGUGUAUUUUGCCUACAAUCAAGCGUGGUGGUGGGAGUGUCAUGGUCUGGGCCUGCAUGAGUGCUGCCGGCACUGAGGUACUACAGUUCAUUGAGGGAACCAUGAAUGCCAGCAUGUACUGUGACAUACUGAAGCAGAGCAUGAUCCCCUCCCUUCGGAGACUGGGCUACAGGGCAGUAUUCCAACAUGGUAACAAGCCCAAACACACCUCCAAGACAACCAAUGCCUUGCUAAAGAAGCUGAAGGUAAAGGUGAUGGACUCGCCAAGCAUGUCUCCAUACCUAAACCCUAUUGAGCAUCCUCAAACGGAAGGUGGGUGAGCGCAAGGUCUCUAACAUCCACUAACUCCGUGAUGUCGUCAUGAAGGAGUGGAAGAGGACUCCAGUAGCAACCUGUGAAGCUCUGGUAAACACCAUGGGUUUAGGCAGUGCUGGAAAAUAAUGAUGGUCACACAAAAUAUUGACACUUUGGGCCCAAUUUGGACAUUUCUACUUAGGGGUGUACUCACUUUUGUUGCCAACGGUUUAGACAUUAAUGGCUGUGUGUUGGGUUAUUUUGAGGGGACAGCAAAUUUACACUGUUAUACAGGCUGUACACUUACUAUUUUACAUUGUAGCAGAGUGUCAUUUCUUCAGUGUUGUCACAUGAAAAGAUAAUAAAAUAUUUACAAAAAUGUGAGGGGUGUACUCACUUUUGUGAGAUACUGUGUAUGUGUAUAUAUAAAUAUGUAUGUAUGUAUUUAUAUUCUACAAAACGUCAAUGACUUUAAUGAAAAAUAUAAGAAUAACAGCAGAAAAUCCUACCAACAAAAGUAUUACAUGCAUUAUAAAUGUGUGAAUUUGUAUAUGUGUGUGCAUAUAAAUGUAUAUAUUGUAUGUCUUCUUUUUGCAUUUUCUUAUAAAAAAUAAAAUCAUAAUCAUAAUUUUCUCUUUCUUUUAAGUGUUUCCGGCUCAUCCGUGCCACGGCAGGACAGAAGAAUUUGGCAUCAAAAACUCUAAUAGACAAACGGUUCCUGAUUUAGAAAGACAGAUGUUGUAUACCAGCCCCAGCCAUUGGACCAGUGUUCAGAACAUUUUGUAAAUGUUCUUUGUGUAUUUAAUAUGAGAAUAUUUUUGUUAAUUAUAUGGAAAUGUAUUUUUGGAAGCAAAAUACAUUUUGAUUGUUCAAUCUUUCAUUUCUUGAAGAUGAAGUGCGGAUAUUGUCACAUAGAUUUUGUUUAUUUUUGACUUGAAGUAGAAUUUACAAUGUUUCUCUACAAUUUCAAGGGACUGACUUUUGCAUAACAUGGCAACGUUCUGUUGUUAAUCUUCUAUAAUUCUCUACAAUCUGCUAUAAAAAAAAACUCAUCCCUACCUUUAUUAUAGAACAGGUCAGCCAUUUACAUACACCUUGGGUCAGACAGUGUUUGAAAACCUCUAUAUAGUCUCUAUGGUAUUCGCUGCUCCACUCCCUGCACAGCACAGCGACAUUAUCAGACUGACUAACUGUUACAUUCUAACACUAUCUGACCCAAGGUGUAUGUAUAUGGCUGAAGGAUCCUGUCAUGUAAUAAAAACAGGGAUUUGUUUUUCUUUUUUUAAACAUACUUAAUUUAACACAGAAUCUAUUUCCUUUCAAGACUUGAUGAAAAGAUAUUUUAAAAUGGUGUUGAUGUGAAAGUUUUCUUUUGAAGCGCACUCGCCAUCCGAUAAUGACAUCACCACUGGGGGUCCGGUGGCCAUAGAGUGUAGAGAAAAGGGAGAUUUACUUACCUGAACCUUUCCGACAAGGGCGUUGCCAUCCUCUUCCAUCCGCUUUUCUUCAGCCCCUGGCACUUCAGCUGCCAGGAGCCGACUUCAGCUCUGUACUCUCGAUUCAGUGAAAUUCCAGCACAGUCAAUCUGAGUAUUUCAUAAGGAUUCAAUGUUUAUGAAAUACUCAUUUUUGAUAUUGGGGUGGCAUAGCCACUUUAGCAUGCGACUGGCAGCUCACACUGUAUUUUGUUUACUCGUUCAUACAUUUUUUGUCUUGAAUUAGGAGCUGUAAAUGGCUGUUUGCCAUGGAUGUGAAUGAGAGAGUACUUUGAGAUACAUUCUUCUGUACAUUCCUUGCUAUCUGUCUUAUCAUUUCUUUUCAGAAGUUAAACACAAAGUGGGUAGACCUGGGUCGAAAGGGGAUUUUGCAUUUUUUUAAUGGUUGGCAUUGUGCAAAAAAAAAAAAUCAGGGUGAUUCUUUUGUUCUGUAAUAACUGUUUAUCUUUAAUGUCAGAUUUCCAUAUUUAAUGCUUACUUUAACCAAGACAUGAUUUUCCUGGCAGUCACAAUUCAUAUAUUCAACAUAUAGAGCUUUGUGACAACCUUACAAUACCUGCACUAUAAUUGCUGCGAUAUUCAGUCAACCAUUAUAAAAACAGCUCUGUAACAGGAGGCAUAUCUCCAAUAUGAAAUUCCACUUAAAACAGUACCAGUUUAUAUGAUUUCUUUAAAAUAGGAAGUUAAGCUGUUUAAUACCAUUUUUAUAUUCAUACUUGUAGGGGGUGAAAAUGUCCCAAAUAUUAUUAUUUUAUUAUUUAUAUAGCUCCAUCAGAUUCCGUAGCGCUGUACAAUUCAUAUUGUUAUUCAUAUUGUUGAGGAUUUUGUUUACAAGCAAAUAUUAUAUAAAAUAUUUUCUUAAAUGUUGAAUUAAACCACAUUAGUG
Pelobates cultripes (western spadefoot toad) is the source of this 53094-nucleotide messenger RNA. The record is from the annotation of a GenBank genome assembly. Lineage: Eukaryota; Metazoa; Chordata; Amphibia; Anura; Pelobatidae.